AACGCACGCCCAGGCGGAGAGAGAGAGAGAGACAGAAGGCGGACGGGCGCGCGCAAAGGCGAGGCGCGCCCUCUCCGCGCGCGGUUCCGCCUCCCGCCGCGGUUGCUGCUCUCUUUCGCCGGGAGCUGGCGGCGCGGGGGAGGCGGGAAGCUGCCAUGUCCUCCCCCAAGAAAGGCUUCUACCGGCAGGAGAUCACCAAGACCGCGUGGGAGGUGAGGGAGCGCUACCGGGAGCUGCAGGCGGUGGGAUCCGGAGCCUACGGCGCCGUCUGGUGAGUCUGGAGCGGGGCGAGGGGAGGAAGGAGGACCCCGGGGUGCAGGGCGAGGAGGAGCAGCAGGCGAAGCAGCCCCGGAGGAAAGCGGGGCGAGGGGGUGGGGAGAGACUCUAUCCAAGUUCCCCAGCGAUCCCGGAGUCGCCGGAGGGGGAACAAUGGGCGCCUCGCAACUUCUGCUUCCCCGCAGACUCUGGAAAAAGGGGGCUGGGGGGUUUGCGCGCUGCUGCUGCUGCUGCUGCUGCUUGCGCGCUCCACACACAGCCUUCCCGUCUGCGCUCUCAGCUGCGCCUCGCCAAUUCGCCGCGCGCCCGGUUCGGCGGAGGCGAUCGGGCGCCGAAUUCGAACCCAGCGCUUCGUACUUCUUCUGCUCGCCCGUCUGAAGAUUAAGAGCUGGGGAAGUGCAGGGGUCUGUGGUCGGAUAAGCUUGUUUGGGGGGGAAAUGCACAUCUAUACGGUGACCCACCCAUACCCUCCAAUAUUUCACAAAUGAAAAUAGGGACGUCCUAUUUAAUCAUAAUCAGAAUAUGCUUAUUUAUACCCUGUCCAUCUGACUGGGCUGCCCCAGCCACUCUGGGCAGCUUCCAAACAUAUAAAAACAUAAUAAUAAUAAUAAUCACAUAUAAAAACAUAAUCCUAGGGGGCCGAGGUCCCUUCGCCGCCCUCUCCCCCUAAAAUAUUUGAGGGGGGAAGUGUAAGGACAUUGCCAUUCAAAUGGUGUGCAUGUGCCGUGUCAUGUGAUUGAUGGGACCCCAAUAAUAAUAAUAAUGAUAAUAAUAAUUUUAUUUGCCACCCAUCUGACUAGUAAAAGCACAAUACAACGUCACACACUAAAAACGUCCCUGAACAGGGCUGCCUUCAGAUGUCUUUGAAAAACGACCAAGCUGUUUACCUGUUUGACAUCUGCUGCGAGGGCGUUGCACAGGGUGGGCGCAACUACCGAAAAGCCCCUCUUGCCUGGUUCCCUGCACAUCUUGAAGCCCACGUCUAUGCAAUGUGAAAAUGUGCGUGGAGAAAUGUUUCUUCUCCUCCACCUUCUUUUUUUUUCACUUUUAUUGCCUUGCUUCCUGUGGUGUUAGAAACUUCCUGUUUGAAGGGGGGGGGCGAUAGGAAGCAAAAUUUUGCUCUUGGCAAAUGGGUUCCCAGACAUUGAUAUGGGUGCCUUCACAGGAUUCUUUCAUUUAAAAGGCUGCAUGACAGAAUUUGUGGACUUUCUGCCCCAUUUGAAGCCGAUUCUCUGCUGCUUCUACAGAUGUUAAAAUGCCAAUAACCUCAAGCGGACAGGGAAGGAGGCUGGUAUUUUAUUGCCUGCAACAGGCUGUGUGAGGGCUGAUCUCCCUGCUAGUGCAAGGAAACUGCACCUCCAGCAUCAGUUGUGUUUCUGACACAGGAAGGUGUUGAGAGUAAAAUAGAGGAGGCUGACAGCUGUCAGAUACAGAAGGAUGCGCACAGGGAAGAACUGUUUGACACAGAUAAGCUCCCUUUUGUUGAGUGCUAUUCAAGCGUCUGGUCUUUGCAGCUCCUUCUGUUCCUCAUUUUCCGCUGAGAAUGGCUGUCAGGCUUGGCCAUCCCUACAUAAACAGUGGUGAAGUAAUCUGCGGUGAGGUAGAGGGUAUUUAACAUGUAAGACAGGCGUUUUUUCUCUCCCCUGUUGUUAGAAUCCUUGUGCGGACUUGCCCCAAAAUGUGGAAUAGAAGUGUAGAGUUGGAAUGAAGGAAUCUCAACUGAAGCAUCCAUGGCAGAUGGCCAUCCAAUCUCUGCUUUAAAAUUCUCCAAGUAAGGAGAGUCCACAACCUCCUGAGGGAAACGCUUCCACUGCUGAACAGCUCUUCCUGUCAGAAAGUUCUCCCAGAAAUAACAUAAAUACCUUAAAUAAUGCAGAUUUAAGCCACCCCCAGAAUGUCAGGAGCACAGGAAAGUGCCAUAUUUCUGAGUCAGGCCCACCCAACUCAGUACUGUCUGCAGAUUUGGAGAUGGGAGCGUUUUCUCCACCCCCAUUGGUCUGAGGUCCAGUGCCGACGGCCUUCUGGUGGUUCCCUUGCUGCGAGAAGCCAAGUUACAGGGAACCAGGCAGAGGGCCUUCUCGGUAGUGGCACUCGUCCUGUGGAAUGCCCUCCCACCAGAUGUCAAAGAAAAAACAACAACUACCAGACUUUAAGAAGACAUCUGAAGGCAGCCCUGUUUAGGAAAGCUUUUAAUGUUUAAUAGAUUAUUGUAUUUUAAUAUUCUGUUGAAAGCCACCCAGAGUGGCUGGCGAAGCCCAGUCAGAUGGGUGGGGUAUAAAUAAAUUAUUAUUAAUUAUUAUUAUUAUUAUUAUUAUUAUUCCAGCCUAACUGAAAAAGACAGGGAUUGAACCUGGGACUCUCUGCAUGGGCUCCGCCUCUGAGCUGCAACCCUUCCUUUAUGUGGUUUAUAUGGCAAUCCCCAUGAACCCCAUAGCAAUUGCAUGGGGGUCCAGGAGAAUUACGCCAGUUGCAUGUGAAUGCUGGACCUCCUUUGGGUCUUGGGCACUGUAUUGCCAAUGCUCACACUCUUCCUUUUCACUCUGCUCUCGCCAUUUCCAUUUUGUGGCGAGGAGAAAGAAUGAGAGAAACUAGUGGAGCCAAGACUAUUUUCAGUCUGCCAGAUAUAUCCACUUGGGCAGGCAUAGACAAACUCGGCCCUCCAGAAGUUUUGGGACUACAACUCCCAUCAUCCCUAGCUCACAGGACCAGUGGUCAGGGGUGAUGGGAAUUGUAGUUCCAAAAUAUCUGGAGGGCCGAGUUUGCCUAAGCCUGCACUUGGGGGUGGGGCAAGGAAUAGGAACAGAGAAACUAACGGUAAGGAACAGAAUACCUCUGGUUGUGUUUCAAGGUCUGUUUGAUGACAGUGCUUGGCACUCGCAGGAUCACUUUUGAAGGACACUCGUGAGCAGUUGAGUCAGUAUUACGGAAGCAUUAAUAUAAUAAUAAUAAUAAUAAUAAUAAUAAUAAUAAUUUAAAAAAAAUAUUUAUAUCCCGCCCUCCCCAGCUGAAGCCGGGCUCAGAGCGGCUAACAACAAUAAGACUAUAAGCAUCUAUUUAUGCAUAUUAUUAUUCUGGAAUAUCUCACUCUGUAGAGAAGGAGGCGUUUAUAUUCUCAGGGUCUUUGGUUCAAGCCGCAAGUUGGGAAAAAGAUUCUGGCAUUGCAGGGGGUUGGACUAGAUGACCCUUCCAAUUCCUCAAUUUGAUGAUCUAUGAUUUGUUUUUGUUAUGAUUAUUAUUAUUAUUAUUGCAUAUAACAUUCCCAGAGACAAAUCCGUCAUCAGGGUCCUAAAUAACAAUGGGGUUUUCUGUUGCAGUGUAAUAUUUUUACAGUGAUGUAUUUGCAGGACCGUUUUGGUUACUGGUUCUGUCUCUAAGUCAGAAACUCCCAAGUUUAGUCCCUGGCACCAGUUGGUAGUACUGCCACCAACCACUAUAUAUUGGGUUUAAUGCACCAAAGGUCUGACUCCGUAAAAGACAGGCAUCUGAAUUAGUCCUUUUAAAAAAUGUUCAUUUAAGCCAGGGGUUCCCAAAUUAAGGCCCACAGGCCGGAUAAGGCCCGAGGGACUCGUUUAUCCGGCCAGCGGCAACCCCCGCCGCCCACUGCUGCCGCAACGCACUUCCGGGUCAGAGGAGCACCGGAAAUAGCUUGUGCGCAUGUGCAUGCGUUAUUUCCUGUGCACAUCCGGGUUGGAGGAGGCCCGUGCACAUGGGCACAAGCUAUUUUCAGUGCUCCUCCGACCCGGAAGUGCGCUAGAAAUAGCGUGUUUGCACGCAUAUGGGCACGCGCUCCCCCGCCUCCAGCCCGCUGCGUGAUCAGCGCUGGAGACACCGGCCCGAGGUGCGGUAAGUUUGCUGACCCCUGAGUUAAGCUUUACCUGUCUUGAAUAUUUACUACAGUGGUACCUCAGGUUAAGAACUUAAUUCGUUCUGGAGGUCCGUUCUUAACCUGAAACUGUUCUUAACCUGAGGUACCACUUUAGCUAAUGGGGCCUCCCGCUGCUGCCACACCCCCAGAGCACGAUUUCUGUUCUCAUCCUGAAGCAAAGUGCUUAACCCGAGGUACUAUUUCUGGGUUAGCGGAGUCUGUAACCUGAAGCGUCUGUAACCCGAGGUAGCACUGUAUUAUGGUUCCUUAGCCAUAUGUUGACAUUUUCUAGGAGUGCCCCUGGGUCAAUUUUUCACAUACCGGGUGUUAACGUUGUUCGCUAUUUUUAUGUCUGUUUUGCGUCGCACCUUAAUUUACAAGCUGGGAUGACCUUCAGUGACAAUAUUGUCUCCUGCCUACCACCACAGCUGUUUUUCUCAUCUUCUGGCCCCACAACACAGCAGUCCUGAGGUGGGAAAUGUGGUUCUUAGAGGGAUAUAAACUUACAUCUAGCCUCAUGUGUUUUAUCAUCUGAAACAUCAUAAUAAAACUGCCAUAGUGAUUUAAGCUGUUCCUGCCUUAUCCUCACAACUGUAAUUCAACUGCGAUUUAGCCUGGUGCAAGAGUGAAGAACCCAAGGACCUGCAGACGUUGUUGGACUCCAACUCCCAUCAUCCCUGACCAUUGGCUAUGCUUGCUAGAGCUGAUGGGAGUUGGAAUCCAACAACAGCUGGAUGGCCACAUGUUCCCCAACCUUGUCUACAUAGUCUUGGACUCACUGUGACUGGGGGCAGGGAGAUCAAACUGCUGUGCCUUUCUGGGUAGAACACAUAGCAAUGGAAUUCAUCCUUUGUGUGCAGCAGGUCCCAGGUUUUCCAGUUGAAAAGAUUCAGGUGGCAGGUAUUGGGGAAUAUUUCUGUUUGAGAUAAAGAGAGCCUGUUCCCAUUAGAGUAGUAAUAAGAACACAGAAAGAGUUCUGCUGGAACAGACAAGUCCUGUCUAUUCAGAAUUCUCCUCUCCCAACUGCCUAAGGUAAAGGUAAAGGACCCCUGGACAGUUGAGUCCAGUCAAAGGCAACUACAGUGGUACCUCGGAUUAAGAACUUCAUUCCGGAGGUCCGUUCUUAACCUGAAACUGUUCUUAACCUGAAGCACCACUUUAGCUAAUGGGGCCUCCCGCUGCUGCCACGCCGCCGGAGCACGAUUUCUGUUCUCAUCCUGAAGCAAAGUUCUUUACCCCGAGGUACUAUUUCUGGGUUAGCGGAGUCUGUAACCUGAAGCAUCUGUAACCCGAGGUACCACUGUAUGGGCUUGCGGAGCUCAUCCCGCUUUCAGGCCGAGGCAGCCGGCAUUCGUCCACAUGUGGGUCCGGGUCAUGUGGCCAGCAUGACUAGACUGCUUCUGGCACAACAGAGCACCAUGAUGCAAACAGAGCACGCAAAAACUCCAUUUACCUUCCCGCAGCAGCGGUGACUAUUUAUCUACUUGCACUGGCAUGCUUUCAAACUGCUAGGUUGGCAGGAGCAGGGACCGAGCAACGAGAGCUCACUCUGUUGCGGGGAUUCGAACUGCCGACCUUCCGAUCGGCAAGCCCAAGAGGCUCAGUGGUUCAGACCACAGCGCCACCUAUGGAAAGCCCACAAGGGGAUGUAUAACCUCUGUUCUUUAAGGGAAUGGGUUAUUAUUAUGUAAAUAUACGAGCAGGAAUUUAUAAAUCGGCAGCUGAUGGAUAAUGAAAAAGGGAAAAGUAAUAAUUAAAUAAUAAUAAUUGUUAAUUGUAUAUAAGGAAUGAAAUAUGAAUUACAGUGGUACCUCGGGUUAAGAACUUAAUUCGUUCUGGAGGUCUAUUCUUAACCUGAAACUGUUCUUAACCUGAAGCACCACUUUAUCUAAUGGGGCCUCCUGCUGCUGCCGCGAGAUUUCUGUUCUCAUCCUGAAGCAAAGUGCUUAACCCGAGGUACUAUUUCUGGGUUAGCGGAGUCUGUAACCUGAAGCGUAUGUAACCCAAGGUACCACUGUAGAAAUAAAUAUGUAAUAUCAAGCAGCAUCGGGGGAAAGUAGGGAUGCAUCGAGGACAAAGAACAGGAAGUCAACUUUGGGGGGAAAUUGUAUUAAAUUUUAUGUAACUUGGCAUUGAUUUGUGUAAAAUUUGGAAAACUAAUAAAUAUUAUUUGGCAAAAGAAAACAAACCCCACGAGCCAGACAUGAUACUUGGCUAGAUAUAAAAAAUAAUAUGUCCAGGAAUGAGGCAUUUUUCAGUAUUACAAUACAUUUCUGAAACUGCCUGCCCAUGCUCUUAACUUAUGAACAAGCUAACUACCAUGCCACAGUUUGGAUUUGGAUUUGAUAUCCCGUUUUAUCACUACCCGAAGGAGUCUCAAAGCGGCUAACAUUCUCCUUUCCCUUCUUCACCCACAACAAACACUCUGUGAGGUGAGUGGGGCUGAGAGACUUCAGGGAAGUGUGACUAGCCCAAGGUCACCCAGCAGCUGCAUGUGGAAGAACGGAGACACGAACCCGGUUCCCCAGAUUACGAGUCUACUGUUCUUAACCACUACACCACACUGGCUUUCAGUUAAAUUUGCUGAGUUCUGAAAGCAAGUUUGAAGGGAGCCACAUGCACACAUAUCCAUCCUUUUCCACUCUCACAUACCCACCCUCUUGUUGAAAUGCCCACACGGCUUGGCAGGCGUUGGGAACACACAGAAACUGAAUUUUGUCGCCCUUGCUUGGGUGCUGUUAUACGGCAUCUUCCUUAUCUGCGUCAAUAAACGCGCUUUGUCUCUUUCCCAGGAUGCAGCUAUAGCCUUUCGCCUAGCUUCUGAUUCAUGGAAUUUCUGUUCUCGUUUCCUUUAAGCUCAGCUAUUGACAGGAAAAAUGGAACAAAAGUGGCUAUUAAGAAGUUGUACCGUCCAUUUCAAUCAGAGCUUUUUGCCAAGCGAGCCUAUCGGGAAUUGCGUCUCCUGAAACACAUGAAGCAUGAAAAUGUGAGUAUAGCGGCACUAACAAACCUCUCUUCCCUCAUUUUGGGAAGUUAGCUGCUGCGCACUGUGACGGAGUUGCAUGGCUUUAAAUUCAAAUUAUUUCAAAUGUGUUCAUACGCACCUGGAUUUUUCUAUAAAGAAAAACCCGGAUGGUUUCAUAUGAAAUCUGAGGUAUGUUUGUAAUUUUAUUUCUCGGCCUGCCGCAUGAUUGUAAUAAAACCUAUGAGUGGCUUUCAAAAAAACAAAAAGAACAUUGAAGUUAAAACAUUCAAAAGAUAAUUAAAAUCCAUGGUAAACAAAGGAUUAAAACACAUUUGCAAGUAAUAAUAAUAAUAAUGCCAAGAUGCCAAUAUUAUAUGUCCAGAAAUUGCUGUUCCUAUCCCUGCCAUCCUCAUGCCUCUUAGUUUAUGCAUAUGAGCGCAUAUGCAUAAUGUUUCUUCAUAUAAUCCUGCCAUUAUAUCAGUGAAUGUGUUCUCUGUUUCGUUUCAGACUUGACUAUUGUUAUCGUUUGCAACUUUAAUUAAACUCUUAUUAGCAGCUGGUGCAGCAGUCUUCCAUGUUGUGCAAUUAUCAUAAUGCAAAAUAUACUUAACUGUUACAAGUGAGUGUAAUAUAUGUGAAUCACAGUAAUAUUAAGGGCAGUUCACACAAUAAAUUGCUUUCUAUAUGCAGCAGCUUGGAUGAUGAUGAUAUAUUUAUUUAUUUAUACCCCGCCCAUCUGGCUGGGUUUCCCCAGCCACUCUGGGCAGCUUCCAACAAAAUAUUAAAAUACAAUAGUCUAUUAACCAUUAAAAGCUUCCCUAAACAGGGCUGCCUUCAGAUGUCUUCUACGCCUUCAGAUGUCUGUGAAAGUGUGAUCCUAAACAAGUUUACCUAGAAAGGCCCAUUGAGUUCAAUCAAGCUUACUCCCAUGUAGCCCUGAUAAGUUCAAUCCAAAAAGUUCACAAUAGUCAUGUUUCCGAUCUCCUCCUCACCCCUGGACCCCAAAGCACUCUAUGAAGAUCCUCUCUGGGAGGUUGAGUGGGGGCCACCUAAAAAUAUGGGCAGGAUGGAUGCCGGAGGUGGAGGGCGAGAUGGAAACAUUUCUUUCUUGAACUUCCUAAAGGCUGAAAUCUUACGCAUCGGCUGGCAGCAAUCCCUGUGACCAUGGUGCUUUUUCUAUUUAUCAAUGUGAGAGCAUGCGUGGAAGCGUCAAGAUAAGGAUAAAAAUGUAAUUUGUGGUCCACCUUCGAGAGCAAAAGAAGAAGGUAAGAGCUUUAGCAGAAGGAUUGUGAGUUAAAUUUAAGUUGAUAUUUCGACAGUCUUGAAAUCUCAAGAGAGAUAAGCGGUAUCGUAAGAGCACAUUAGGAGGAAGAGGUCGGCGCAAAUGCUGACAGAAGAUGUAUGAGUAUAUUAAUCUGCACACAUGUUUUUUUGCCCCAUCUGGAGAUUAUGUUUAGGUGGGGGAAAUAUCAUAUGUGAACAGACACUGUGUUUUGAAAGGGAUAGAGAUGAAAUGUUAAUAAUAAUAAUAAUAAUUUUUUAUUUAUACCCCGCCCUCCCCAGCCAAGGCCGGGCUCAGAGCGGCUUACAAGCAAUAAUAAAAACAAGAUGAAUGAUUACAACUUAAAAACAAAAAUAAAAUACAACAUUAAAAUAAUGGAACAUUAAAAUAUUAAAAUGUAGCCUCAUCGCAGGAGGAGAAGGAAAAGAAAAAGAAAGAGAGGGAGGGAGGGAAUCAAAUUGGCUCCAAGCCAAAGGCCAGGCAGAACAACUCUGUCUUACAGGCCCUGCGGAAAGAAAUCAGAUCCUGCAGGGCCCUGGUCUCAUGAGGCAGAGCGUUCCACCAGGCCGGAGCCAGUGUUGAAAAGGCCCUGGCUCUGGUUGAGGCUAAUCUGACUUCCUUAGGGUCCAGGACCUCUAGGGUGUUGCUAUUUAUGGACCUUGAGGCUCUCCGUGGGGCAUACCAGGAGAGGCGGUCCCGUAGGUACGAGGGUCCUAGGCCGUGAAGGGCUUUAAAGGUCAAAAGCAGCACCUUAAAUCUGACUCUACUCCACCGGGAGCCAGUGCAGCUUGAAAAGCACUGGGUGAAUAUGCUCCCAUGGCAGAGACCCCAUGAGGAGCCUCGCUGCAGCAUUCUGCACCCGCUGGAGUUUCUGGGACAGCUUCAAGGGCAGCCCCGCGUAGAGCGAAUUACAGUAGUCAAGCCUGGAGAUGACCGUCGCAUGGAUCACUGUGGCCAGGAAAUGUUAAAGAUAACAUAGAAUUAAUGUAAAGAGAGAAGGGAGUAAAGUAAAUUAAUGCCACAAUUUUCGUUAGGAUUUAAAAUACAAACUCAGUUAAAACAGUGGUCUCAGUCCAGAAGUAUACUGAAUAUACUUCUGUAUCACUAAAAUUCUGUGCCUUUGCAGCUGAUUUCUUGGCAGAUUUGCUUGGGAUACGCAAAGGGACUUAUCCCAAGCUAAGCAUGCAUAGGAUUGGUACCUGAUUUCUUAUCCUGAAUAUUGGAAAAGAGUUGAUAUAAUUAAAAGUCAGAAGUAUUACCGUCAAGACCUUUGGACGUUUACUAGGAAAUUAUGUCCACAUUUCAGUAGGACUUCCCAUCUAGGCUUUAAACAUACUUAGGUCAACUUUGUUUUAACUUUUAUUUGAAAGUUAUUCAAUUAACUUUCUGUCAUAUAAUGUUUAACGAGGCUUUUUAUUGAUCAUGUUACUGAUAAAGACUGUAUCUUCAAGUUGUUUAGGUUUGGGGUCUCGUCAGGUACUGAUUAACAAGUAGAUUACUCUGUGGAGUACAGCAUUGUACAACGAGGAGAAUGACCCCAUCUGCAUUUAAAGCAGUUUCAUACCACUUUAAACAUGCAUGGUUUCCCCCCAAACGGUCCUGGAAAGUGUAAAUUGUAAAGGGUGUUGAGAGUUGUUAGGUGACUCCUAUUCCCCUCACGGAGCUACAAUUCUCCUGAGGGAAUUCUCCCUAAACGGCCUCGGCCCAGUAUACCUGAAGCAGCGUCUCCACCCCAUCAUUCAGUCCGGACACUGAGGUCCAGCUCCGAGGGCCUUCUGGCGGUUCCCUCACUGCGACAAGUGAGGUUACAGAAGGCAUGGGCAAACUCGGCCCUCCAGAUGUUUUGGGACUACCAUUCCCAUCAUCCCUGACCACUGGUCCUGUUAGCUAAGGAUGAUGGGAGUUGUGGUCCCAAAACAUCUGGAGGACCGAGUUUGCCUAUGCCUGAGUUACAGGGAACCAGGCAGAAGGCCUUCUCGGUAGUGGCGCCCGCCCUGUGGAACGCCCUUCCACCAGAUUUCAAGGAGAUAAAUACAGUUUUUAGAAGACAUCUGAAGGCAUCUCUACAUAGGGAAGGUUUUUUAAGAAAAUAUUAGUUUUAUUAUGCUUUUAUGUUCAUUGGAAGCCACCCAGAGUGUCUGGGGCAACCCAGUCAGAUGGGCAGAGCACAAGAAAUAAUAAUAAUAAAAAUUAUUAUUAUUGGAGUUUCCUGGGAAGAGGAAUUGAUUGUCAAAUGAAUUUGGAAAUCGGAGCUCUGUGAGGGAAAUAAGGGUCUCCUAACAACUUUUAGAAGCUACAUUUCCCAGGAUUAUUUAAAUGUAAAAUGCAAAUGUUUGUGCUCAAAACAACAAUGAGAAUACCACACUGUUACAAAAAAACCCCAAACUCUGUUAAAAAUGUUAAUAAUCAAGACGCUGUUUCCUGUAAAGAAAUGAAUUGUAUCUUGUCAGGAUUAUGCACUGGAAAAGUAGCAACCUGGGCAGAUCUAGGAAAAAAGAGAUACUAGCUGAGGGGGGGAAAGAACCACAGCAAAAAUAAUGACUCUUAGGGAUUAUUGCUAGCAAACAGCGUCUGUGAUUGAGCAGGAUGAACCACAUGAAUGGGGAUACUGAGACCCAUCCUUAUAAUCCUAUUUGCUCUUGAUAUCAACAUGCGAUAGGUUUUCUAGGAUUCCUGUAGACAGAGUCAACAGGAAAUGGGGACGUGGCAAGAAAAUUUAUGAUCAUUCUGCUGACUAACGGAAUGAAAAUUGCAGCCAAUGAAAGAGCUAUUUGGGAGUGACUAUAAUUGGAUUGCUGAGGUCAAGAUAAUUUGAAAUAAGUGGUUGUAGUGAUGCAUACUGUGCCAUACAAAUGAAGGCAAUACAGAUAACAUUUUGUGUAUGCCCGUCUCUAAAUGUUUUUGUAAGCAGCACUGUAGAAAUGCAACAUGUUGUGAAAUUUAAAAUGUUGGAGUGGUUUUGGUAAGGCAAAAACUAUUGAUGAUAUUCCAUGUCUGCCAAGGCAACUUGGCUUCACUGAUCUGUGGUUUUUGAUGCAUAACAUCAAAAGAUGAGAUCCGUAAAACAUCAGAGAGAUGCCCUCAUUAUGUUUCAGUUCAUUCAGAAUCUCAGAGUGCAGUUGACAUAGCACAUCUUGCUUCAAAAUACAUUUGUUGUAUAAAAAUAUAGUGCGUUGGUUUUCAGAUAAGCUUGUCAAGCAAUAGUAAACAACAUAUAUAUAGCUCUCAAAUGCAGCAGUUUCAUUUUAGGAAAAGUGGGUGUUUUUACUUUGCCUCUUCAGUGAAGUGCGGUCUUCUUUCUUUUCCCACCUUCACCAGCUAUGUAAUGGAUCAAAAUAAUCAGAGAUCGUGGGUUAUAGUGUCCUGGUUUGGCUAAAGUGCUAAACCAUUUAGUACUACAUGAAUGAGCCUUGCAGUUGUUCGUUCCCAUCUCCUCCAGCAGUGAUUCUGCAAGGGGGAGACUGGCGGUUUUUGCUUUAGUUUUCAAUUAACCACAAUUUUAGUGUUAUACUCAAACCCUGAAUUGUGGUUCAUCUUAAUUACAGUUUCUUGAAACAAGCCAGCUUCAUAAAUCACAAUUUGAAGUUUAUUUGUUUCAGUAAACUAUAGUUAACAAUAACUGCGGCUUAUCUGCGUUGGAACAAAUUGAAAGUCUCCCAUCAGUCUCAUAACUACAUCAGAGAGGAGAAGGGAAGCAGCAACUGAAAAGAAUGAGACUUGCUCACAUAAUACUAAACCAAACACAUCCUAUGCUUCUACCACACUAGUCUUGAGAGCCCCCCAAACCACAGGUUGUUGGGGAACUAUGGUGAGGAGGUAGAAACCUCCAUUCUGCAAUCACAACUUGUUCUGGGUUGUUGGGAUCCAGCCCUCUAUAUCUGUUACAUAUAGAAUUACUGAUAUACAGUGGUACCUUGGUUCUCAAACUUAAUCCGUUCCAGAAGUCCGUUCCAAAACCAAAGCGUUCCAAAACCAAGGCGCGCUUUCCCAUAGAAAGCAAUGCAAAGUGGAUUAAUCCGUUCCAGACUUUUAAAAACAACCCCUAAAACUGCAAUUUAACAUGAAUUUUACUAUCUAACGAGACCACUGAUCCAUAAAAUGAAAGCAAAAAAAUAAAAAUAAAUGUACUGCAGUCACACAAUCAAUCAGUCAGUCGCUGAACUGGGUUCCACAUAGUCACACACAAAAAAGAGCUGCAAAAACAAGAACGCAAAAUAAAUAGCAAAAACAGACAGACCUCAGUGUAACACUCAAAUUGGAAGUGUAACACUCAAAUCGGAAGCAUAACACUCAAAACGAAAGUGUGGCUCUCAAAUUGGAAGUGUAACACUCAAGACGGAGCACGUUCGGCUUCCGAAAAGAGCUCGCAAACUGGAAAACGUAAUUCUGGGUUUGCAGUGUUUGGGUCCCAAGUUGUUUGAGUACCAAGGUGUUUGAGAACCAAGGUACCACUGUGCCACCAUUUAUUUCAGCGUUUCUCUUGCGAAUAAUAACUUGCAUAGGUUAUAUUGUUGUUGUUGUUGUUGUACCUUCUCAUCCAUCCCUUUUUGUGAUUGUUAAAUUCCAGGGUUUUUAAUUACUUCCCUCCCCCUUUCAUAGGUAAUUGGACUACUAGAUGUCUUCACACCAGAUGUGUCGCUGGAUAAAUUUAAUGACUUGUAAGUUUACAAUUCUCUUGAAAAGUUUGGAUGAUAUAUAAAUAUUUGUAUUUAGGUUCCAAGAGGACUGGUUGCUUUGCGGCCCUUUGGCGGUCACUGUGAUAUAAAAGCUACAUUCAUAUUUAAUUUGCAUUAAAGUGUAUCUGUAGAAUUACUGUUUUCCUUAAGUAAAAACAGCUAGGCCUGAUUUAUGCAUUAGCAGGAGCACCAUGGCAACUACCUUUCCACGCAAGUUUGUACUAAUAUUUGUCAUGUUAAGGACUUGUAAGGUGUGUUAACUGACCUGAUUUUUACAUUAAAAAGUAUAUUGGUGUUUCUCACGAGUCAAGAGUAAAGCUUACUUUGAAUAAGUGGAAGUAUGUUACUUCUGUCUGCUAUUCCAGCUGGUAGAGGAAUUUCAGGUCCACUGCAUUACAGCAGUGCCUCCGGUUGCAGACGGGAUCCAUUCCGGAGGUCCGGCCGGAUCCCGAGGUUUUCGCAACCGGAGGACCGCUUCUGCGCAUGCGCGCGCACCAAAACCCACUAAAAUACUUCUGGGUUUGUCGCUUACGUAUCCCGAAGUUUACGUAACCAGAGGGUUAUGUAAACGCAGGUAUGACUGUAUUAGAGAAAAUGACCCUUCAAAUAGAGAUAGAGGUAAAGGGACCUCUGACCAUUAGGUCCAGACUCUGGGGUUGCGGCGCUCAUCUCACUUUACUGGCCGAGGGACCCGGUGUACAGCUUCCGGGUCAUGUGGUCAGCAUGACUAAGCCGCUUCUGGUGAACCAGAGCAGCGCACGGAAACCCCGUUUACCUUCCCACCAGAGCGGUACCUAUUUAUCUACAUGCACUUUGACGUGCUUUGAACUGCUAGGUUGGCAGGAGCAGGGACCGAGCAACGGGAGCUCACCCCGUCAUGGGGAUUCGAACCGCCGACCUUCUGAUCGGCAAGUCCUAGGCUCUGUGGUUUAACCCACAGCGCCACCCGCGUCCCUACAAAUAAAGAUACCCUGAAAUAAAAAAGGGGAGUGACAUAGCAAAUUAUUGCUGACCAUUGUAGCUUAGUAUAUAUUUCCUCCCUGUGCUCCUUAACUAUACAAUUGACUUUCUUAUCUCCAUUGCUUUUUUUCUGGGGGGACGCAGGGAUAGGCAUACCCCUAAACAUUUUGAGAAUCUUUGUACUUUUGUCCGUUUACUGUAGUUAUUUUUCCCAAUUUGAACUAUAAAAGGGUGAUUUUCUUGAGUCAAUAUGAGAGUACCCCUAAACAUUUUUUUAAAGAAAAAAGCACUGCUUAUCUCACUGUUUUGAUAACAGUUCCCUCCAGACUCAGGCUUUGCUUUUGGUUUUCUCCCAACUGCAAAUUAGCAUCGAACCUUUACAUCAAAGAUGACCUUUCAGAGGGGUUACAUGCCAAUGGAGGGGCAGAGACCAAAAGAAGCCAGAGCAAGAGAUACAACUCGUACCUUUGUACAGCAGGCAUAUGCAUCCUAACAUCCCCGCAAGCAAAAUGCCUUAUUGCACUUCAAGAUAUAUUGCAGCCGGGCAGAAAACAGGGCGAAUGAAGGGUGUCGCCUGGGGAAGAGUCCUAAGAGCCAGAUUUGAUUGAUUGAUUGAUUGAUUGAUUGAAUUUACAUACCGCCCUAUACCCAGAAGUCUCAGGGCGGUUCACAGAAUAAAAUCAAGAUAAGGUAAAGGUAAAGGGAGCCCUGACCAUUAAGUCCAGUCGUGACCGACUCUGGGGUUGCGGUGCUCAUCUCCCUUUAUUGGCCGAGGGAGCCGGCUUACAGCUUCCGGGUCAUGUGGCCAGCAUGACUAAGCUGCUUCUGGCGAACCAGAGCAGCGCACAGAAAUACCGUUUACCUUCCCAACGGAGCAGUACCUAUUUAUCUACUUGCACUUUGACGUGCUUUCGAACGGCUAGGUUGGCAGGAGCAGGGACCAAGCAACAGGAGCUCACCCCGUCGCGGGGAUUCGAACUGCCGACCUUCUGAUUGGCAAGUCCUAGGCUCUGUGGUUUAACCCACAGCGCCACCCGCAUCCCACUAAAAUCAAGAUAUAAAACCACAAAAGUCAUAAUAAAAAUGAAAACAACAACCCUGUAGGCCCCCCCCCCCAAAUUUUUUUAAAGGGGUAUAGGAUGUCAAACAAAUCAAACAAAGGCCUGGUGAAAAAGGAACAUUUUUGCCUGGCACCUAAAGGUGUACAAUGAAGGCACCAGGCGAACUUCCCUGGGGAGAGCAUUCCACAGACGGGGAGCCACUGCAGAGAAGGCCCCGUUCUCAUGUUGCCACCCUCCAGACCUCUUGAGGAGGAGGCACACGUAGGAGGGCCUCAGAAGGUCAUCUCAGGGUCCAGGUAGGUUCAUAUGGAAAGAGAUGGUCCUUGAGGUCUUGCGGUACUGAGCCAUUUAAGGCUUUACAGUGGUACCUCUGGUUACGUGCUUAAUUUGUUCCAGAGGUCCGUUAUUAACCUGAAACUGUUCUUAACCUGAAGCUCCACUUUAAUAAUAAUAAUAAAUUUUAUUUAUACCCCGCCCUCCCGAGCCAAGACUGGGCUCAGAGCAGCUAACAACCAAUAAUAAAAACAAGUUGAUUAAAAUACAAUAAUAAAAACAAGUUGAUUAAAAUACAACAUUAAAACAUUAGGAUGCAGGCUCUUCACAGGAGGAGAAAGGAAAAAGAAAGAGGGGGAGGGAAUUAAACUGAUUCUAAGCCAAAGGCCAGGUGGAACAACUCUUGUCUUGCAGGCCCUGCGGAAAGAAAUCACAUCCCGCAGGGCCCUGGUCUCAUGAGACAGAGCGUUCCACCAGGCCGGAGCCAGAGUUGAAAAGGCCCUGACUCUGGUUGAGGCUAAUCUAACUUCCUUAGGGUCCGGGACCUCUAGGGUGUUGCUAUUUAUGGACCUUAAGGUCCUCCGUGGGGCACACCGGGAGAGGUGGUCCCGUAGGUACGAGGACUUUAGGUAAUGGGGCCUCCCACUGCUGCCGCGCCGCCACCGCAUGAAUUCUGUUCUCAUCCUGAAGCAAAGUUUUUAAUCCGAGGUAUUAUUUCUGGGUUAGCGGAGUCUGUAACCUGAAGUGUAUGUAACCUGAGGUACCAUUAUAUAGGUCAAAACCAGCACUUUGAAUUGGGCCCGGAAACUACCGUAUUAUUUGCAAAAUAACACUCACUUUUUUCCUCCUAGAAAGUAAGGGGAAAUGUCUGUGCGUGUUAUGGAGCGAAUGCCUGCGGGUGGCGGGGGGAUCUGCUGCAGUCGUGAGCAGAGGAUCCAUGGUUCCCCUUCCUUCCCUCCUCCGUGGUUACAAAGCAUGGAUCCACAUGGAUCCUCAGGAUUUUUGCAUUGGGCUACUCCAAACUCACUGUCAGAUCACAUGUCUGUGGCCACAGCAUGAACCACAAAAAUCAUAUAUCCACUAUUUCGUUUAGAAUAUUUUUUUUCUUGUUUUCCUCCUCUAAAAACUACGUGCGUGUUAUGGUCUGGUGCGUGUUAUAGAGCGAAAAAUAUGGUAAUUGGUAGCCAGUGCAGUCGGACCAGGAUCCGUAUAAUAUGCUCAAACCGUUUUGCUCUGGUGAGCAACCUGGCCGCUGAAUUCUUCGCCAGGUGAAGUUUCCGAACCGUCUUCAGAGGCAGCCCUAUAUAUAGAUGAGCUGGUCUACAGGUUUCUCCCAUUUUCUUCUUAAUGUGUACACAGCAGUGCAAACCCCAAGCUUUUAUUUAAAAGCCUGCGCACAGAAUGCAGCUUCGGCAAGCUACUCUCGUUAACUACCUGUAUGUUCUAGGAGCAAUUAGCGAGCUAUCUCCAAUUGGCUUUGAAAUAUUCAUGAGCUUUCAGCAAAUUAGCUAUAAUAAAAUCGCGGGGUGAGCACACAUCUAUGUUUUCAUUAUUCAAGAUUACCCACACACUCUGAAGAUUAUUAACCUUGGUUCCUUGCAUAUCCGAGUUAUUGAUGAGGGAGCUUUGUUUGCUUCCUUUGCACUAAAUAUAGACGAAAUGUUCCGGCUUCUCCACCUCCCAUUCUGCCUAUUUAGUCACGUCGUAUGAAUUGCAUUGCUCCCACUUUGAAACUUGAAUAAUUGAAGAGUAUAGGGUGGAAUUUCCAUCACAGCCUAAGGCACUGCCAUCGCAUCAUUUUAUAUAUGUUUAUUAUUGAGUAAGUGCCAUUAAAUUCAGUGAAAUUUAGUAAACAGCUAUAGUAGUGGGUCGCAAGUCAGUGUGAGAUCUAAAGCUAAGAGAGAUUUUGAUCCAAAGCAUUAUGAAAGCCCUUAUAAUUGUAUUGAACCAAUCCAAUUUUAUCAUUUAAUGUCUAAUAUAAAAUUGUGUCUGGCAACUAAUGGCAUUAACUACCAGUCAGUAUUUCUUGCUUGACUGCAAGUGGCAUGUUUACAGUCGUUUUUUGAAAGCAUAAACUGAUUGCGGUGUUUGGUAAAUAAAUCUUGCCUUAAACACAAGCUUGCAAAAUAGUGCCUACAGUAAUUCUCAGAAAUGAUUGUUUUGUAAUAUUAAUGUUUUUAUUUGGUGUGUUGUUUUGUCAAGUAAAAUGAUUUCUUUUUUUUAGCUACCUUGUCAUGCCAUUUAUGGGAACAGACUUGAGUAAAAUAAUGAAGCAUGAGAAACUAACUGAAGACAGAAUCCAGUUCCUGGUCUAUCAAAUGUUAAAGGGCCUAAAGGUUAGAUCUCUCGCCCCCCCCCAUCCCUCCCUCUCUCUCUCACUCUCUCUCUCUCUCCGUUUUUGUUUGUUUUAUACACUAGACUUUUCCUAAGAUCUUGUGGUUAGGAAAUUGGGAUUGUGCUGCAAGCUCCUUCACACACAAAUUUCCAAUGCCUUUCUCUUUAGCUAUGGUGUAGCGCAUUCUUCCCAAUCUAUUUCCCUUCAGAUAUCACUAGACCAGGCAUCCCCAAACUCAGCCCUCCAACUGUUUUGGGACUACAACUCCCAUCAUCCCUAGCUAACAGGACCAGUGGUCAGGGGUGAUGGGAAUUGUAGUCCCAAAACAGCUGGAGGGCUGAGUUUGGAGAUGCCUGCACUAGACUAAUAGCUACCAUCAGCUCUGAAUAUCGGCAAUGUUGACUAGCUGAUGGGACUCUGGUCAGGAGGCGAGGAGAGGCUGGGAUAGUGUCACAUCUGAACUGGUACUAACUAGCCAGGAUUGCAAAUUGGGGGGAAAUUCAAGGUUUGAAGUGGUCUGCAAGCCCUAGUUGAGCGGGAAUCUGCCUAAUGUUCAUGGGAUAGCGUUACAUUUGAAUUGGUGAGCAAGUUUCCCUCAUAUUUAUUUCUAGACAUAUCUAUAGGUCCUCUUUUAGAGCGUAGUCUUCCCAGCUGACAGAACAGUAGUAAGGCAUGAAAUGCUCUUAAAAGCAGGCCAUUUUAAAACAGCAACAUGACUAAAACAGCAGCUUAGACUCCAGUAAUUAAGACAUAGCACUAAAAACAUUUUUAAAAUGGCUCAGUAACUUAAGCCAGCAUCGCUAUAAGAUCUUAAGGCAACCUGAAACAAAUGCAUUUUUUUUAAAGGCUUAUAAUGUUGGGCCUUUCACAGCCCAAUAGGGAAAGAGUUCCACAAUCUGGAGGGGCACCACAGAAGAGACCCUGUCUCUCAUGCCAACCUACUGAUUUGACAUGCAGGUUUGGAGCAUCAAAUUUAAACUGUACUUCUUUCCUUAGAAUUACAGUUACUGUAGUUCGGCUGUGGAGACAGGCUUCUGAAUAUGGACCCCUAACAGAUGGGUACCUAGAGCUGUAUGAGUGUAGCCCCAUAAAAUAAAUUCCAUGUUCACCCAUCAGCUGUUUGGAAGACAUAGCACAGGAAUGAAUUUAGUCCUUAAAGGUAAAGGGACCCCUGACCAUUAGGUCCAGUCGUGGAUGACUCUGGGGUUUGCGACGCUCAUCUCGCUUUAUUGCCUGAGGGAGCCAGCGUACAGCUUCCGGGUCAUGUGGCCAGCAUGACUAAGCCGUUUCUGGCAAACCAGAGCAGCGCACGGCAACGCCGUUUACCUUCCCACCGGAGUGGUACCUAUUUAUCUACUUGCACUUUGACGUGCUUUCGAACUGCUAGGUUGGCAGGAGCAGGGACCGAGCAACGGGAGCUCACCCCGUCGCGGGGAUUCGAACCGCCAACCUUCUGAUCGGCAAGUCCUAGGCUCUGUGGUUUAACCCACAGCACCACCCACGUCUCUGAAUUUAGUCUUUAUUCUUCCUCAACUGUUUCUUUUAGAGGUUGGUCAUGGGCAUCAUUGGAUCACUUGGCUUGCUCCUCCCCGCUUGACAGAAACAUUAUAUUAUUACUGACUUUUGAUUCCAUUGUGAAAGGGCAGGGCCCACUUUAAAAUGCAUGCUGUCUGAUCUUAUUACCAUUUCAUGCUUCAGGAAAAAAAGGUCUCGUCAUAAGUGAAAUGUGAUUGCAGACUGCAUCUUGACCUAGAUUUAUUGGCUAAAACCCAGGGUUCUUACUGCUGUAUUUGUAUCCAUCCUGAGAGCAUGAGAGCUGGCCUACAAAGUUUGAACAAUCGAGUGAAAAGGACAUGUCAAAAGAGAGGAAAUGGGAUGUUAAUAUUAAUGGCAAAUGGAUUCCUUUAAAAAAAAAAAAACCAUGUAAGAAAGACAACAAAGAGAAAUGCUAGCAGGAAAUGACAAGAGUAAGGGAUUAAGAAUAAAGUGUGUCUUGUGAACAGAUAUACCCCUUAGUUUUGUUGGACUGUUGGCAUAUUCAAUACCUUGAAUCCAACUUAGUACUUCUGAGUCCAGAUUUAGGCUGCAGUCCUGUAUUUAAUUUAAAAGGGUAAAGGGCCCCUCGAUGGUUAAGUCCAGUCAAAGGAGACUAUGGGGUUGUGGCGCUCAUCUCGCUUUCAGACCUCAGCGUGACUGUUGACGCCCUCCCCAAACCAGCAGUCGGGGAGUCCUCAAUACUGCCUCUGAGACCAGCUGUGUCAGCUCAGGCAGGAAGACUGCUGGGCAGCAAGAUGGGCAGUAAACCAGCAGAAUCCCUAAUCCAUCCCAGUUGCCCAGGGCCAGGAACACAUGUUCCCAACUGGACAGAGAGCUUCCCUGCCUCACAGAGUCUCUCACAUUUGUCUGAACUGGCCCAUUAUCUCAGUAAGAAAUGAAGGCAGAAAAGCAGCACAUAGCAAGAAGAUAAAGUUAUUCAGGCAGCCUAGAAUAUAUAUUUUUUAAGCAUUUCAGUUUCAGUGAGGCAUCAGAGACGAAGGAAUCACUAUAAGGAAGGGGGAAAUAAAUAGUUUGUCUGGUUGCCACAAUUCUUCUAUACCCUGCAAUAGAAAUAGUUACAGGUAGGUAGCCGUGUUGGUCUGCCGUAGUCGAAAAAAAUUCCUUCCAGUAGCACCUUAGAGACCAACUAAGUUUGUUAUUGGUAUGACCUUUCAUGUGCAUGCACACUUCUUCAGUUACCUGCAAUAGAAAUGAUUGCCUUCAUUGUUCAUAGGGCAAGUUAUUCAUCCUCUGAUGAAAACCCUAUAGUGGCCUGUCUCUUACCAAAAUAUUUGUUUCCUUGUUUGGUGUAGAUUACGAGUACAAGUCUAGUCGCUAUCUCCAUUUGAAUUCUAAAUGUAUCUUGGAUCUACGCAGAAUGUGCUAAAUUGAGUAGAAGAAGCACGUAAUUGUGCAGUUGUGCAAAACAUGUCAAACAACCUUGCAAAUGAAAAGGAAAAGAAAGGUCCUCUACUUUUCGUGACUAACAGAAUAGACAAAAGUCCUCAGGACGCAAUUCCCAACUAAGAGACGUUAACUCUUAACGUCUAGCUUUAAACACUUUUGUACUGCGUUUAGUUUUAGUGGGAAUAUUUGCACCCCAUCAGAGCAGUGAAACGUGACCUGUACAGACGCUACUUCCAAUUCUACUGUCACUGAUCCAGAUGUUUUCUGUAUAGACUUACACAUCAGUGACUUUUUAAAUCCACUUCAUAUGGAGGCAUAGUGAGCUUGUAAUGUAGCCAUUGGUUCCUUGCUUUCCACACACAUCGUUAAAUGUCCAAACUGUUUUUUGGUUUUGUGUUCAACCUAAACAAACCUAAACCUUUUUUGGUUUUGUGUUCAACCUAAACAAACAUAGUUAUCUUGGGGGGAAAUCAGUAAGGAGAUUAUCUACCUUGAGGGACAUUUCUGUGCCUGAGCAGCAAUCACACAAAGCCCACUUAACACUGUCCUUGAUUCACCUUUGAGCUAUUGUUUAGCUCAAAAUGCUGUGUGUGCAUUUCGGUUUUGACAUGAUUUUGCGGGAGGCUUAUCAACUCGCAUGCUGCUUUUGAUUGCAUGCAGUUGCUUCUUAUCUCAGGCCUAGUUUACAUACCCCUCCUGGAAACAGCCCAAACCACCAUGCACAAAACAAGAGCAUUUAAAGCGGCAAUUUACAUCGCUGCUUCUCUGUGUGAAUGAGUCCCAAAUGCGGGUCCGGUGUUCUUGGUAAGAAUAGCAAAGCAAUAUAGCCUCUCUCUGUCAAAUUGUUUCCUCUGCACUUUUAUCUCAUGCAUAUUGGCUUGUAGCCUAUGAUAAGGAAGCGCAUGGAAGGAAAGUUCCCUAUUGCCUCCUUCCCAUUUGCAGGUGGCGCUGUGGUCUAAGCCACUGAGCCUCUUGGGCUUGCCAAUCACAAGGUCGGCAGUUCAAAUCCCCACGACAGGGUGAGCUCCCGUUGCUCUGUCCCAGCUCCUGCCAACCUAGCAGUUUGAAAGCUCACCAGUGCAAGUAGAUAAAUAGGUACCACUGCGACAGGAAGGUAAGCAGCGUUUCCGUGCGCUCUGGUUUCUGUCACAUUGUGCCAGAAACGGUUUAGUCCUGCUGGCCACAGGACCUGGAAAGCUGUCUGUGGACAAAAGCUGUCUCUCUCGGCCUGAAAGCAAGAUGAGCACCGCAACCCCAUAGUCGCCUUUGACUGGACUUAACCGUCCAGGGGUCCUUUACCUUUUUGUUUUUACCAGUGAAUCCUUCUACAAGGCCUGGAGAUGCUGGGGACCUUGCCUGAACAAUGUGGAAUGGUUUCCAGUGGGGAGGAACGCCCAAGAAACUUUCCUUCCAUGUACAUCCUUCAAUUUAAGUUACCUUAGGAUCCAAGCCCAUUUUUGAACAAUUUCCCCCUUCCCCAGCGGUCCCCAUUAAUACGCCCCAUACAGUGGUACCUCGGGUUGCAUACGCUUCAGGUUACAUAAGCUUCAGGUUACAGACUCCGCUAACCCAGAAAUAGUACCUCGGGUUAAGAACUUUGCUUCAGGAUGAGAACAGAAAUCGUGUGGCGGUGGCGCGGCGGCAGCAGGAGGCCACAUUAGCUAAAGUGGUGCUUCAGGUUAAGAACAGUUUCAGGUUAAGAACGGACCUCCAGAACGAAUUAAGUACUUAACCCGAGGUACCACUGUACCAUGUUGUUCAGGUUUUGGUGUCAAUGGGGAAGGGAGGAAUAGGAAUCUUUUUCUCAGUGAACUUUCUUAACUGUGCAAAAUUCUGGGGAAGUUGAGGAGACUCUACUACUUCGAAAUGAAAUGGCUUGCUUCGGCAGUAACCCGCAACUCUUGCUCCAAAGUGCAGUUCUUGGUUUGAACAUGGCUGUAAAGCAAACAGAGCUUGGAUUCCUUAAGAAUAUUCACCUUCAAAUCAAUGAGAGAGGUGGAUUGGUGCCUAAGCAGUCCUCACUCGUUUCAAAUUGGCUUGUAUUUUGUUGAUUUCGAGCUCUAAUGCUUAAAAGUCCAAGCUAAACGUUUGUUAAAAAAUAAGUGCUUCUGGGCUUAGGUAGAAUUAACUUCCUCGCAAAUAAAUGCAUUUAGGAUUAUAGACAGAACUUUCUCUGGGUAUAUUCACUGAGUGCAGAUGUGUUUUAUUAGUUCUGCAUAACAGGGAUAUUUAGGAGAAAGCGUACCCUAAUUGGAAUGCAUUUGUUUCUCAGAAGAGGGAGUUGGCUGCUGGCAGGAAAUUCCUAUUUUUUCCUGUUUCUUCUUAGGCCAUUAGGAUUCUCCAAUUACUUAGAAGUAUUUCCUUUGCAACUCUCUCCUGUUAUAUGACUCCAUGAGCCCGUGAUAAGAUUUUUCUUCUGCUGCUGCCACUACAAAAGGUCUAUUUGAUAUGUUAGGGACAUACACCCUUAAUAGAACCUUAGAGGUUUGCCUAGGCCCCGGACAAGAGCCUCAAAGAAAUAAAGAUUAAGAUAGACAUGGCUGAAUGUGGGGGGGGAUGGGACACUGAGCAGUAAUUGCAAGCUGUAUCGACAGCCAUCUGUAAGGCAAAACCAGAAAAAUAAUCCAGGUAGAGAAGUAUGUUACAGAAAAUCUCACUGAUAGUCUCUCUCAUUUAUUGUAUUUUUCUCUGGUCUGCUUAGUCUUUCCAUUGUAUAUGAGGUCAGGUAUGGCGCAGGUAAAGAUGCAGGUGCCACUUUUCAGGUGAUAUGUGGUGUGCUUGUGCUGAGAAUCACUGUAGGAUUUGCAAAGGCAAAGGGCUUUGCUAGUACUUGACAACCAGCUGAUCAACAUCACCUGCAAAGACCUGUGUCGUUGCCUGCACUAUUAUUGUUAUUGUUGUUGUUUGUUGUUGCUGUUGUUAUUUACCUGAAGUAUACCUGAAGGAGCGUCUCCACCCCCAUCGUUCAGUACUGACGUCCAGCUCUGAGGGCUUCUGGAGGUUCCCUCACUGCAAAAAGUGAGGUUACAGGGAACCAGGCAGAGGGCCUUCUCGGUAGUGGCGCCUGCCCUGUGGAAUGCCCUCCCAUCAGAUGUCAAGGAAAUAAGCAGCUAUCUGACUUUUAGAAGACAUCUGAAGGCAGCCCUAUUUAGGGAAGUUUUUAAUGUUUGAUGUUUUAUCACUUUUUUAUUAUCCUUGUUAAUAUUCAGUUGGGCUGGGGAAACCCAGCCAGAUGGGUGGGGUAUAAAUAAUAAUAAUAAUAAUAAUAAUAAUAAUAAUAAUAACUAUUAUUAUUACUAUUAUUUCAAUUAAUAUACCACCCUUUAUCAAGAGAUCCCAGGGCGGUGUACAACAUUAAAAACACAUUACAGAACAUCAAUGAUACAAACAUAAUAAAAAGCAUACUGACAGACAGCCUAAUAAUAAAAUAGUCGUUACAAUAACAGUCCUCUUCUCCCACACUUUCCGAGGCCAUAGAUUAUUUAAUAGCCAUAGGCCUAGGUAAAGAGGAAUGUUUUUGCCUGGCACCCAAAAACAUGUAAUGAUGGUGCCAGGCGAGCCUCUUUGGGGAGAGUAUUCCACAAUCGGGGAGCCACUGCAGAAAAGGCCUGUUUUCCCCCCACCACCUGCAAAACUUGGCCCAUGGGGGUGGGGUGGGGUAAAGCACCAGUCCGCCAGCCAGAUUCUUUCUUUUUCUUUUUCAAAUUUUUUUAUCGAUUUUCCAAAAUUUAAACAAACAAACAUACAUACAUCUUAACUGUACUUGAUCCGAUCUUAGUAACAUUAUUAAGUGACUUCCUCAAAUCCCCCUGGCUGAAUAUCAGUGUAUAUCAUUGUAACAGUUUUCCAAAACCAGUUUUCUCAUAAAAUUAACUUAAUCACUUAACAUCUUUCUUUCUUUUCAUUUUAACUUUAAACAUGUUAUUCUCUAACAGUACAUAUUUAAAUCCUAAGCCUAUCUGGUAUUUGCAAAAUUUUCCAGUUAAAUUAUCUUAACAUAUUUAACAAAAUAAUCUUUGAAUUUCAUCUAUUCCUCCUGGUAGUCCUCCUCCUUCUGGUCGCGGACUCUUCCAGUCAGGUCGGUUAGCUCCGAAAAGUCCAUCAUCUUCAUCUGCCAUUCCUCCACUGUUAGGACUUUUUGUGUUUUCCAGUUCUUAGCUAACGAAAUUCUAGCUGCAGUUGUGGCAUACAAAAACAGUCUAACAUCUUUCUUGGGCAAUUCCAAACCUGUUAUUCCAAGAAGAAAGGCCUCUGGUUUCUUAAUAAAUGUAUAUUUCAACAUUUUUUUCAAUUCAUUAUAAAUCUUCUCCCACCUUGGGGCAGGUCCACCACAUAUGAUAAAAAGUACCUUCUUUUUCUUUACAUUUCCAACAUAAAUUAUCAGUAUUAUGAUAUAGCUUUGCCAAUUUUACAGGAGUAAAAUCCACCAGCCAGAUUCAGUCCCCAACCCUUGUUUUACACUGAGAGAGAAACAGUGGUUGCCUUCACUUGUAAAGUUUGGCUUAGCAUGUUACCUGAACUUGGGAUCUUCGUUAAGGUAUCUCCUCAGCCAUGGUCUGUAGCUGUGGUUUGUCCUGUGAUGAACGCUUGUGCUGAAGGAGGAGAGACCUUAACCGUGAUCCAGAAUUUGGAUGACACGCUUGAGCUUAAAAAGCCAAGAGAGGACCAAAGUUGGUUUGAGCUCCUCUCUUGGAGCAAACCUAUUUGCAUAGUCCCAGGAAGCCAUUGGCUUUUUAAACAGUGCUAAUUUGGAAGGCCGUGGUUUCCUGUCUGUGUUGAUAUAGAAGAAGAGCGUCAGUUUGUGGCAAAUAGAUAUCAUACUUGGAGUUAGCUGUGCAAGGCUUUGUGGAGGGCAAGGCAUGUGUUCUCACAGCACUGGGACUGGAAGACUGGCCCCUCCUUCAAUUCUGUCUUCGGAGCAUCUGUCUUAGCCACAAAAGCUCUGCUCUAUGGUAAAUCUGGCAGCCUGAGAAAAAGUAAAGAAGACACGCAAAAGGUAUUCUCUAGAGCUUCAUACAGCUAGGAUGAUGGAUUUUGUAGCAUUCGGUCAUCCAUCAGUUUUAUUGUAUAUAGCCGAAGGCGACAGAGAAUAAAAGGAAAGCUUUCCUCUAAAAUCAUACAACGUAACCUGUAUCAGUUUACAACAUAAAAAGAAAUUUACAGCAUUAAAAAUUGAGAUUGGAGUGCAUUCACAUGGCUGGAACGGAACUUCUUGGCUGCCAGCGAAAUUUGGCUCCUGGGUGUGUAAUAUAUAGAUGUUUAUCUGCUAGGGGUUCGACUUUCACUUCCUGUGCGGAUCGACCUGGAAGCCAAUUAAGAAUUGGCGAUACAAAAAAAUCCCUCUGGGCGUUCUAUACAGGGGGCAAAUCAGCAGAUAGUGUGUAAUGUCUCCUACCUGAUUGCAUCCAUAUAUACGAUCCAUAUGGGGCAUUCCCCGCUAUCUCCCUUCUAAAUAUGCUGAGGGCAUCCUGUUGGAAUCUUAGUUCUACAAAGGCCCCGUGUAGUUGUGGGAAGGUCAGAGUCUCAAGGCAACGGGGCCUUGAGUGAUUGGUCUUAAUUUGGGGGUACCAAGUAGAGUAAUGGGUGGCAAUGAUGGAUGCUCUGGCUUGGUUGGCAUCCUGGUCAAAAAUCCAGUUUCUAAGGUCGCGUGGGCUAAGGGCUAAGAAGAGUUUUGGAUUUGAUAUCCGGCUUUAUCACUACCUGAAGGAGUCUCAAAGCAGCUAACAAUCUCCUUUCCCUUCCUCCCCCACAACAAACACUCUGUGAGGUGAGAGUGAGGCUGAGAGACUUCAGAGAAGUGUGACUAGCCCAAGGUCACCCAGCAGCUGCAUGUGGAGGAGCGGAGACGCGAACCCAGUUCACCAGAUUAUGAGUCUACUGCUCUUGACCACUACAGCACACUGACUAUACAAGUAGUUCUCCAUUUGAAGAUUAUAAGCCCUAACCUUCUCUUGGCAUUUUUGUGCCCAGCCUUAGUUGCUCUAACCAGCAGAGCUUAGUAAGAGUAUGAUCACUGAAGGCAUAUAGCCUGCGCUAGUAUCUCAGAUAGGCUAGAUCAGAAUCAGGCAUGCCCAAAGUCCAUUUUAGGGGCCUAAUUUGGCCCCCUGGCCGGUUUUACCCAGCUCCUGUGGCAGUUUAUUUAUUGGUGUCAAAUCCUAAAGAAAGCUCCACAACUUCAUUCUUAAAAAAAGCUCAACAACUUUGGUUGGCCCUCACGCACGUUCACUUCAUCAAAUUUAGCCCUCUUUGAAAAAAGUUUGGGCACCCCUGGGCUUGAUCACUUCUGGCUGCAAGCAAGGGAAGGUCCAACUCCACUCUGCCAGUGUCCCGCAGGGAGGUCCCCAAAUCUGCCUUAUAAAUUUAUUUUGUGGGACCUCUAUUUCAGAUUUAACACCAGUUCCCCAUAUCUCAGCCCCAUAGAGCACUUGGAUGAUGAUUUUAGAGGCAAAGCUCUUAAUAGCUGGGUUGAUUAGCUGCCCAUUAUUUGAAUGGAAGAACCUAUAUAACUGUCCAGUAGAACGGCCAGAUAUUAGCUGAAUUGCUUCCAGAUGGGGUUUCCACGAUGACUUCCCAUCAAUAAAUAAUCCUAGAUAUUUAAAUCUGAGUACUUGCUCUAGGGUGUGACUGUCUAGAGUUCAACUGGACUUGGUAGUCCUCUUGCCAAAUACAAUGACCUUGGUUUUAUCGUAGUUAAUUUUUAUUUUUUAGAUGCUUUUUUUUUUUUUUUUUUACACAGUUGGCAAAAUUUAACCUGUAUCCUCCUGAGAUUUUAUUCUGAGAUAACAAAACAGAAUCAUCAGCGCAGAGCAGAAUUGAUGAUUCCCAGGGGUGGGGGCAAAAAAGGAGGGGGAGCCAUAUCAGGGAUGAGAUUAAUUAUAUAGUAAUUAAGUAGGAAGGGUGAUUUUGUAGCAUUAAGCUGUGCAACCUUGGGUGAUUAAAAGUAGAAAAAGAAAACAUAAUUAAACGAAGAAAUCAACCUGAGCCCUCUCUUUUUCUUAGAUCUUGACACGGCUUAAAUUUAUGCAAUAAAUUAGCAAAUCCUGCUUUUCUUCUGUAAAGCUCAGGGCAAUGACAUCACAUCCUCCAGCCAGUUUAGCCACUGAACAGAUGUAGGCAUACUUAGGUUGAUGCACUAUAUGCACCUUCAGAUUGAUCUUUGAGAUUAAUAAUAAUAAUAAUAAUAUAUUUAUACUCACACAUCUGGCUGGGUUGCCCCAGCCACUCUGGGCAGCUUCCAACACAUAUAAAAAUAAUUUUUAAAAAAUCAAACAUUAAUAGUAACAAUUUGAUCCAAUAUAAAAAGUCACAAUAACAAUUAUAUACGUUGAAAACAUUUUCUCUUAUGAUAGUCCUUGUUCUAUUUGGACAGCAUGGUAAGUCAAACCUUGGUUUAGUGUAGCAGGACCAGAGCAGUUGGAGUCUCUUCCCGGGAGACCACACAUUCAUGCUAAGCCAUGGUUUGGCUGAGUGCUACAUGUGAACUCAGCCAAUGACAUUCUUACAGUUUCAUAGAAUGACUUAACAUGUUUAUAUAAAGUAGCUCACUCACACUUUUUUAUGCAUUUGUAAAACUGAACAACUCACAGCUUUGAGAAGACCGUGGUUGGCAGGGGCAGAAAUCAUGUUGGAGCUCCUUGUAGGAGUCAUGAAAUAUAAAUGUAAUUAAUAAAGUAAACUUUACUGGCAGGCAAAAUCAGUCGUAGUUUCUAGUUUCCGGUGAUCAGAAUUUAAAGUCAUAUAGCUUCACAAACCUUUUCCGUGUGAUCUAUGUUUAUCAAUGUCCGAUAAAUAAAGUGCAAUUUUGUUUUUUGCAGUAUAUCCACUCGUCAGGCAUAAUUCAUCGGGUAAGUAAAGAAUCUCAUUUCUGGGUUGCUGUUUCUCUGUCCUGUAGUUUUAGAUGGCUCUCUCACAGAAGCAAGCCAAAGGCAUGAGAAUGAUUUAAGAAACAAACACCUAGUGGGUCAGCGCAAUGUUAACUUAACGUUUGCCUUGAUCCUGAUUACAAAAUCUGUUCCGCGACUGCUAAAAUGAAAGGAUUGUUUCCGAUGAACAAAAUACAAUUAAUGGGUUGCAUCCCAAGUCAGCCUUUAGAGUACAGCCACUGAAAUCCAUGGGACUUAAGCUAAUCAUGAGCAACUUAAGUUCCACUGCUUUCAGUGGGUCUACUCUAAGCAUGGCUAAUUCCAGAACCAACCCCUUGACAGUUACAUCCAUUAGAUUACAUCCAUUACAUCACACAUAUUCACAUGCUAUUUUUCAUCCUAUCGAUGGUAAGAAGAAAAAGAACUACAAAGAAGAGUAACUGUUUUAUUACGUGGUUUUAAUAAUUAGGACCUAGGAGCAGGUAUCUGCUGUGACUAGGAAAAUACGCAUUGCUUGUUCCGUAGAUAUCUGAUAUGUUUUGGCUUCUUCUGUAUGUUCUUAAAAUACUAUUUAAAACGCCAAGCUUUUGUAGCUAAAUCAGAAAUUAUUGCCAUUUUAGAGUAAGUAUCACAAUGUGGGGAGUGAUAUUCCUGUUGUUAAGUACAGUGGUGCCUCGCAAGACGAAAUUAAUCCGUUCCGCGAGAGUCUUCGUCUAGCGGUUUUUUCGUCUUGCGAAGCAAGCCCAUUGACGGAUUAGCGCUAUUAGCGCUAUUAGCGGUUUAGCGGCUAUUAAAGGCUUAAAGGCUUAGGGGAUUAGCUGCUAAAAGGCUAUUAAAGGCUAUUAAAGGCUUAGCAGAUUAGAUAAAGGGGGAAGCGAAAAAAAUCUCAAGACUCGCAAGAUAUUUUCGUCUUGCGAAGCAAGCCCAUAGGGGAAUUCGUCCUGCGAAGCAACUUCAAAACGGAAAACCCUUUCGUCUAGCGGUUUUUCCGUCUUGCGAGGCAUUCGUCUUGCGGGGCACCACUGUACCAGGAAAGCUCACUGUGUGUAGGUGGUUUCUUGGGUUUGCUCAGUGGAAGUGUUAUAAUAAAUUCUAAGUGUGCAGCCUUGUAUUAUAAAAUAAAAGGCGCCUAAGUUGAACCUGUGUCAUUAACCUAGGCAUUUCAGGCCUAGAAUAGCAUUAGUCCUAGAUUAGAUCUAGGUUUGAUGUGCCCCGACCUUAGAUACAGGAUAAGGCUGUUUUCCGGAUAUGUGACAAUUUCCACUUCAAGUUCUGACACUAUCAGAAAUCAAGAAAUAAAUAAAAAUAAAUAAUGUCCAGUAGCACCUUAGAGACCAACUAAGUUUGUUUUCGGUAUGCGCUUUCUUGUGCAUGCAAACUUCUUCAGAUACACUGAAACAGAAGUCACCAGAACCUCAUAUAUAUAGUGAGAGGGUGGGGAGGGGUAUUACUCAGAAGGGUGGUAGGAAUGGGUGAUUCAGACCAGGUCUCCAUGGUUUUAGGUUUGGUAAUAUGUUGUAAUUCAGCAACUGAAUAGAGAUAUUGGAUUCUUAUCUCAUUAUACAUGAUAAAGCUAUCUUUGGCCAUCUCAUCCCUUGCUUUUUCCUGUAAGACCAACUGCAGUCGUUAACAGUCGUCAACACCUAUCGGGCCAAUCACCCAUUCCCCACCCUGCCCUAAACAAUGCCCUCCGUUGAAAGAAGUACUGGUUUUUUUUUUUAUUUUAAAUGCAUUCUUCCUGAAGAGAAUUUCAUCUCAGAUUUCUUUGUUUUUAAAUAUAUUUGUAGGACUUAAAACCUGGAAAUCUAGCAGUAAACGAAGACUGUGAACUGAAGGUAAGAAAUUUGAACACUUUGGGCUUACAGAAGUUUGAAGAUAUAGAAAUGGAUGUGGGGGGAUUUGGUAGUUGGACCUCGGAACUAAUGUGAUAGGAGCCUUUCAAAAGGAGGGUGGCGCAGGGUAGUACAGUGGUACCUCGGGUUAAGAACUUAAAUUGCUCUAGAGGUACGUUCUUAACCUGAAACUGUUCUUAACCUGAAGCACCACUUUAGCUAAUGGGGCCUCCCGCUGCCGGAGCACAAUUUCUGUUCUCAUCCUGAAGCAAAGUUUUUAACCUGAGGUACUAUUUCUGGGUUAGUGGAGUCUGAAGCCUGAAGCGUCUGUAACCUGAAGCGUCUGUAACCCGAGGUACCACUGUAUAUAAUUAUUUUGUGGUAGUUCCUUUGAAUGUCUUCUGAAGUUAUAGAAUAAUGGCAGUGUUUGGGUCAUAAGUUCACAAGGGUUGGCAGAAAUGAGUUAAGCAAGCCAAGAAACAGGUUGCUUAACUCUGGUUACCCAUUUCAUCCCAUCCAGGAAACUAGUUGACAGGUUUGAUAUAGCCAGUGUAUUGAGCCACCGUUUGAAGUUUAAUACAGCGGAACAUCGGUUGUCGAAAGUAAUCAGUUCCGGAAGACUAUUUGACUUCCAAAACGUUUGACAACCAAGGCGCAAAGGGCUGUCAGCAAUUUCAAUGGCGAAAAUUGAGAAACACGCCUCGGAAGCCGUUCAACUUCUGAGGCACAUUCAAAAACGGAAGCAAUUACUUCCAGGUUUUCAGUGUCCGAGUUCCAAAGCAUUCAGCUUCUGAGACGCUCAAAAACAAAGGUUCCACUGUACCAUGGUGUGUUCCGAAGCUAUUAACCAUAGCUUCCCAGAUCAGAAAUUAUAAUUAACUGAGAACUUUACAGCUUUGCCUCCUCACAUGAAGGGCUCUGUGUGCGCCCACAAGGCCUGUUCAUAUCUUGGCUUAUUAAAUCGAGAUACGAUUGUCCAAACUAGCCCAGUGUGUCUUGAAGCCUGAAAUAACAUAAUUCAUAAUUACUGGCUAAGGUAAGGUUGCUUGCACCAUAGGCAAUUAGCUGCUUUUUUUAGAGGGCCGUGCACGACGGGUUUCAUUGGUAAUUAUUGGACUUCACCCAAGAUGCUGCGAGGUUCAUUGUUUAUAAGAGGAAUGCAGAGCUGAGCAUUUGCUUGCGUGGAAUAAACUUUGCCAGAGGUAUUUUACUAAGCUGCAUGAAAUAAUAAGCAGGAAUUGCAGUGCUACUGGGUUGAGGUAGUGUCAUUAAAGUGCCAAGAAGAAAAUCUAUAUUUUUUUGAACCAACUGGAAACUCUCUUACUUCAACAUUCUUACUGUCUUUCCAAAACUAAAAUUGCUCGUUCUGUGCAUGCAGUUGGGUUAUUUCCCUUGCAGCAAAAGCUCUUGAGGCAAUCACCUCAGCGUGGCUGUUGAAGCCCUCCCAAAACCAGCAGUCGGGGAGUCCUCAAUAUCGCCUCUGAGACCGGCUGUGUCAGCUCAGGCAGGAAGACUGCUAGGCAGCAAGAUGGGUGGUAAAUCAGCAGAAUCCCUAAUCCAUCCCAGUUGCCCAGGGCCAGGAACACAUGUUCCCAACUGGACAGAGAGCCUGGAUGGAGAGAAAGAGAGACCAAAUCAACUUCACUUCCUAUGUUGAUGCUGCACUGAGUGGGCACAGCUGGGUGAGACCAACUUCCUCCUGCUCACCUACCCAGGUCUCAGUGAUGCAGACCAGAUUGGCUUCCUCAUUCAUAAUCAGAUAAUGGAUAAGGCAAGUCUUACUCAGAGCCAACUUGGCAUUCAGCUACGGCAGCCACAGGCCUGAGGGCUGGUUGAUAAACGGUAAAGGACUCCUGGACAGUUAAGUCCAGUCAAAGGCGACUAUGGGGUUGCGGCGCUCAUCUCGCUUUCAGGCUGAGGGAGCUGGUUUUGUCCUCAGACAACUUUCUGGGUCAUGUGGCCAGCAUGACUAAACCGCUUCUGGUGCAACGGAACACAGUGAUGGAAACCAGAGUGCACGGAAACGCCAUUUACCUUCCCGCCGCAGCGGUACCUAUUUAUCUACUUGCACUGGCGUGCUUUCGAACUGCUAGGUUGACAGGAGCUGGGACAGAGCAAUGGGAGCUCACCCCGUCGUGGGGAUUCAAACCGCUGACCUUCUAAUCGACAAGCCCAAGAGGCUCAGUGGUUUAGACCACAGCGCCACCCGCACCCCUGAGGGCUGGCUGAUAGGACAGGUGCAGUUCCCCAGGUUGGAAGAGGGUCUGGCACACAGCACAAUCACUAACUGCUUGUCCCAUGUGCCCCUUACCCGUCCUGCCCCACCUCUCACACCAAAUCUUCCUGAAUCACUGCAACUGGGGCCCCCACUGCUCUCCCCAGCUCCUUCUGGACACAUGCAAACCCCAUGUAAAUUUAAAACAGUUAAAACAAUUGUAGCAUUGGCCCUGUCUCUGCUUUGUAGCUGAUGCUGCAGCCAGAAGAUGUAGACUGGCUGCAGGUGCAGAGGUCAAAGAGGUCAAAGCUGCUCUCAGCUGCUAGCACUGGCUUGCCUAACGGUGAAAAGCUCAGCUGGUGCAAGACUACCAGGGAGUGGGUAGCUGUAGAUCAGGGAUCGGCAAGGUUUACCGGCCAUGGGCCGAAUCACUCCCACAGAGAUCAUCCGUGGGCCGGACUGGCGCAGCGUGACACCGAAAAUCACACCUGCGCAGAAGCGAUUUUCAGCAUCUGGACAUGCGCAGACACAAUUUCUGGUAUAUGCGCAGGUACAAUUUUUGGCACCGCUUGACGAGUCCCCACACUGCACUGCUCCGGUUUAGCGCAGUGCUCGGGGGACUUGCCAAGUGGGCGGCCCAGGGGCUGGUAAAAUGGUUUUUGUGUGCCACAUCCGGCCCACGGGCCGCACGUUGCCGACUCCUGCUGUAGAUGGUGCGGGGAUUGGAAGUCUCUCUUUUUACUCUCUCCUGCUUGUCUCCUCGCCACAAACAGCAUUCACUUGUUUCCUGGAUCUUUGAACUGCCGAGCUACAUUUUAUAUUCUAUUAGAGCUAAAGGGAGUGUUGGGUAUAAAAAUAUUUGCAUUUGAACGCUGGGAAGCUGCAGCAGCAGCAAAAAAACCAAGCCCAUAACCUGAAGACGAUCAAACCCUUCCAAGCACACUGCUGAGUUGUGGCAUUAAUAGAAUGGCAUUGACUAUGUAAUUGCAACUUUCUCGAUAAAAUAAUAGGUUUAAGUUAAAAGGGAAGUGGGAAAAGAGUGAUUUGAUCCGACUGAUGUGUUAAGUAUUGCUGCCUUUUAUCAUUCAAUUGUGCAGUUUCAAAAAAAACAACAACCACAAAACCACUUCUGUGAACUAGAAUUACCACUUACUGUUGCCAGAAAAAAAAACUAGUAUGCAGAGACAACGUCCCUGGUCCCCUUCAUAUAAUGAAUAGUCUCUUUUAGAUAAAUGCCAUUCCUUGCGAAAGUGCUUUUCAGUGUGAACAAGGAUAUCAAAACCAAGUAGACAUCUGCAUUUCUCUGAAACAAAGCAGUUGUUUCACUGCAAGUGGCUCUGUCGCCAGCGCCGAAACUUGGGAAGGGUUAGCAAUGAUGUCAGAUUCAGCGCGAGAGAGAUUGUUUUCAAUUUGCAUUUGUCGUCGAAGAAUGUGUGCUUAAGUCUGUGGUUGCUGUUUCUUGAUGGAAAUAAGUAGACCUGGGUGACAUAUCGAUACAUUGCCCGGGACCGGUUUGACGGCCAGACCACAAUGUCACCUUCACCCAGCUGUAUAUCGCGAAUGAAAUCACUGCCGCUCUUGAGUACCUCCGCCACCAGUGCCCGGCAAAUGGAGAGAAGAACAAAAUGCAUCAGCCCCAGCCCUGCUGAGGCAUCGGGGUGAAAUUGUCGCCACUCCUGCUGAGGGAGCUGAGGCAGUUUGACCCCGGCGACUUGCGUGGCCGUGGCCAAUGCAGCUCAUUCCUCUGCACAAGAACAAGUAUUUACAGUGGUACCUCAGGUUAAGUACUUAAUUCGUUGCGGAGGUCCGUACUUAACCUGAAACUGUUCUUAACCUGAAGCACCACUUUAGCUAAUGGGGCCUCCUGCUGGUGGUGGUGAACGAAAGAGGUUCAAACACUCUCUCAAGGCAAAUCUAAAAUAAAUGUGGUAUAAACAACUGGGAAAUACUGGCCUGCAAACGCUCCAAUUGGAGAACAGCCUUUACCAAAGGUGUCAUGGGUUUUGAAGACACUCGAACUCAGGACGAAAGGGAGAAACGUGCUAAGAGGAAGGCAUGCUUGGCAAACCCUCACCAUGAUCAACUCCCACCCGGAAACCAAUGUCCCCACUAUGGAAGGAUGUGUGGAUCCAGAAUUGACCUCCACAGUCACUUGUGGAACCACUGUUAAAACUGUGUUUAUGGAAGACAAUCUUACUCAGCUAUGAGUGAUCACCAAAGAAGAAGAAGACAUUAUGUAGAUUUAGCAGUUAAGUGGUUCCCCAUCCUAUGAAAUCAGACCUUAGCAAAAUAUGAAAUAAAUAAAGAAUAAAUAAAAUAAUAAAUAAUGAAAUUAAUAGUUUCAGCAGGAACCUUCCUGCUUGACACCCAAGGUUAAAACAUCAGAUUUUGACCUAAAAAUAGACUACAGCUGACAGAGAGAUAGGAAACUUAAGAUUUACAAAAUUGAUUUAUUUUAUUUUAUUAAUGCAGGGAAGUUUGAGUAAUUGACGGUUCAUGCUUUAAAAACACCGUUCAGUUCCCAAGAGGAGACUUUGCUUUGUCGCACAUCCAUCUUCUAAGAAAUCAGCAAUGCUCCACAGACCUAUUAUCUGUGACAGAAUUGUAGUGUAAAACACCGCUGUCAAAACAAGCAGACCUUAUUAACCCUGAAACAUUUUAAGAGUGAAGCGUAAGCCCUGUAGAAAAAUUACCUUCUCUUAACCGAAGGGUUGAAGGGCUUGUGACUGCAGCCAGCCUUUGUAAUCAUAUUACACAGAUCUGGUGUAACUGCGUUUUAAAUCCUUGCAACUAACUGCAGCCUGUGCUUCAGCGACAGUUUGCAGAGCACCAGGCAAAAUGAUGCUUAUUGCAUAUACAGCCUCAGACUGCGAUCCUUUUAUUUUAAAGUAGCCUCUGCAAGUUAUGAAAGGAUCCUGCCCUGGGACUUCUUGCAACAGAGAGCGCAACAGUGUUUAAGAUUCCUUUGCGUGCUUAACGGCCUGAUUCUGUCAACCACUGGUGACCAUCCCAUAGUGUCUGUGAGCACAAACCUCCAUAAAUAAGUAUCGAACUGGGUGCAGUGAGAAAGCAUGUACAGUGGUGCCCCGCAAGACGAAUGCCUCGCAAGACGGAAAACCCUCUAGACGAAAGGGUUUUCCGUUUUGGAGGUGCUUCGCAAAACGAAUUUCCUAUGGGCUUGCUUUGCAAGACGAAAAUGUCUUGCGAGUUCCUGCGGGUUUUUUUUCCUUUUUCCCCCCUUUUCCCCAAGCCGCUAAGCCGCUUAUCAGCUGAUCCGCUAAGCCGCUUAUCAGCUGAUCUGCUAAGCCGCUUAUCAGCUGAUCUGCUAAGCCGCUUAACAGCUGAUCCGUUAAGCCACUAAGCCGCUUAUCAGCUGAUCUGCUAAGCCGCUUAUCAGCUGAUCCGCUAAGCCCGCUAAGCCGCUAAUAGCGCUAAUCCGCUAAACCGCUAAUGGGCUUGCUUCGCAAGACGAAAAAACCGCAAGACGAAGAGACUCGCGGAACGGAUUCUUUUCGUCUUGCGAGGCACCACUGUACACACAACUGAAGUGAUGGACAUGAGGCAGGAGUUGAUAAUGCAGGUGAGCUGCGCACAGGUGAGCUGCAAGCAAGCUGCCGGCCAGCCCUGUGGAGCCUCCUUUUAUUGAGACAAAUAUGCAAACCAGGCAGAUACAUUUUGGGCUGUGACCUUUACACAUCUUCCGGUCCCGAGAUCGUGGGGUGGUACAAAAUUAUUUUGGCACCUGUUUCCACCGCGUCAUUUUCCCCUUGCACAGUGUAUGACAAAGGAGACAAAAGGUCUCAGAGACAAAGGUUACCGACAGGGCACCGCAGACUACUGAGACCACAAAAGGUUAGACAGAGGCAACAGUGUUCAGACAGGCAUGGUGUGUGUGCUCCGCACCCCAAGGUCACGCGUGCAGGCAGACUGAGGCUGCCUGCGGGUGGGGAGUGUGUUCCCUCCGGACCCCACUCCCCACUCCGCGAUCAUCCCUACACACAACCUCAUAGAUAUUGGUGGAUACGCAUGGUUCCCAUCACCCAGAGUAUGGUCUUUUUAAAAUAAGAGACUUAAGAGUAGAAGUAUAGAAUGCACCUUGCCACCACUUCUGGGACCCAUGACUAACAUUUCUUUGCCUAGUUGGUGCUAAGUAAGCAAUGGCGAUCUAUCGGCAACAUCUUUUAAUGCGAGAGGAAGAGAGGUGAUCUCUACUAAUUCUCCCUGCACCAACUUCCUUCCACAUUCUGGCUUUUCCACAGGAUCCCACAAUACGAUACGAUACUCUUUAUUGUCAUUGUCCCAUACAGAACAACGAAAUUGGGGGGGGGGGGAAUCUACAUAAGACAUUCAAAACCAACAAGCCUGCUAUCCCAACCUGGUUAGCCCCCUAAAAACUCUGAUACCCCAUUUUAAAAAUACAAUACAUUCCCAUUGAGACUCCUUACACUGCAUUUAAAACCAAAAUCACAUUUGGAUAGAAACUGUUUCUCAGGCGGCUAGUCCUAGUCUUUAUAACCCUGUACCUUCUUCCAGAAGGCAGAAGCUGAAAGAGAUCAUUUCUGGUGUAUGCACUAUCCUGCGCUAUCUCUGCAGCUUUCUUCUGACAUCUGGAAGCGUAGAUUUGAUCCAAGGUGGGAAGAGUGCACCCAGUUAUUCUCUCUGCAGUCUUUACAACCCUGGACAGCAUUGUUUUUCCCCUGACCGUGCAGCUCCCAAACCACACACACAGACCAUAAGUUAAUACACUCUCAACAGUACAAUGGUAAAAUGCCAUCAACAGGUCCUUUGAGAGAUUGUUUUUCCGGAGGAUUCUCAGAAAAUAUAACCUCUGCUGUGCCCUCUUCAUCAGGUCUUUGCUGUUUUCUCCCCUCUGAAAUGAUGGUACUAGGAGCUGCAGCAGGAAAAGGGUGAAAUUUUGCUCCUUAUUGCUCAACCCAAUUAUCAUAGCAUGAAUCUUAGCCCCAUAGGUCUUUAAACCAUCAUUCAAAGUGAUUAAUUUUCCUUUCGCUUCAUAUAUUCUGGCUUUGAAAACAGAUGCUGGGACAGAGCCCUCGAUCCGGACUCUUAGCGAAGAAGAAAAGUAUUUUUCUUCUCGCUUAACAGAGCGCAACAGCACCGUUUCCUCCCCAGCAUUAUAAUGGCAAUCAGGAGUGUAAUUUUGCAUGUUUAUUACCAAUGUGAUUUUUUCAAUUGCAGUGCUAGAACAUCGGUUUAACGCGUUCUGCUUCUCUGCCACCCCUGUUUUCGAUGUGUUUAUGACUAAUUUGGAGUUGCAAAUUGAAUGCGUCUUUGGUUCCUCUGUAACAGAUUCUGGAUUUUGGGCUAGCAAGGCAUACAGAUAGCGAGAUGACUGGCUACGUGGUUACCAGAUGGUACAGAGCCCCAGAAGUUAUACUUAACUGGAUGCAUUAUACACAAACAGGUAAUUGUCGUGUUUGUGCUCAGAUUAACACUGUAACUUGAGCUCUUCUAGUGGCAUCAUUACACAAAGCUACCCUGUGCUUAUAUUUGUCUCACGGAAUACCAACCAAGGGGUGUUGCUUUGUACAUAAUCCCCUGAUCUCUGUUGUGUUAAUUGGAAUUCUCAGUCUGUUUAUAUCUGGAACAAAAAUGAGGGCAGCUGUUAACUUCCGCGGAGGCCUUCCAGGUGUCUUGAGAAACAAUUCCAGCUUCCCCUCGGGAAAUCAAGGGACGUUUUCUACCAUUCAUGGGUUCCAAGGUAUUGCCAUAUGGCAAUCUAGCUACCUCAGGGUAUGCCUGGGUUUCAGCCUGCCUUCUCAUUGUCUCAGUGUCCUUAUUAACUUCCUAGAACAACUUCAGUCCCAGGCAAUAGAUACAGUCUUGCAGAUACUGGCAGAUACUCCUGUUCCUAUAGCCAUCUGCUUGACCAAACCAUCACCAUCAUCAUCACUGUUAUUAUUAUUAAGCUGUUUCUGCCUCCAGUAUUGGUCCACCCUUUCCUGUAGUCCAGCGGUUCUCAACCUGUGGGUCCCCAGAUGUUGUUGGACUACAACUCCCAUAAUCCCUGAGCUCUGGCCUUGCUAGCUAGGGAUGAUGGGAGUUGUAGUCCAACAACAUCUGGGGACCCAAAGGUUGAGGACCGCUGCUGUAGUCCUUUUCCUUUCUCUUGAGUGCUAACCAUUGGUUGCCUUCUCAGCCGCACUUCUGUUGAAGUCACUUGAUGCCUUUGAAUGCUCGUUCCACAAUAAAUCAGAUGUUGGCAUCUGCAUCUGGGAUAGCUCAGUCAGUAGACCAUGAGACACUUCAUCUCAAGGUCAUGGGCAAAAGAUUUCUGCAUUGCAGAGGGUUAAACUAGAUGACCCCUCCCCAAAUGGUCCCUUCCAACUCUACAGUUCUAUGAUUUGUGUCGAGAAACAAUGGAGUGUGCCUCCAAGGGUGAAGUCAAACCACUGCGAAAGCAGUGCUGAAGUUACCUCCCCGGGGUGCAACACAGCGAUCAAACACAGCGAUCAAAAGGUUGGCGGUUCGAAUCCCCGCAACAGGGUGAGCUCCCGUUGCUCACUCCCUGCUCCUGCCAACCUAGCAGUUCGAAAGCACGUCAAAGUGCAAGUAGAUAAAUAGGUACCGCUCAUGCGGGAAGGUAAACGGUGUUUCCGUGUGCUGCUCUGGUUCGCCAGAAGCGGCUUAGUCAUGCUGGCCACAUGACCCGGAAGCUGUACGCUGGCUCCCUUGGCCAGUAAAGCGAGAUGAGCGCCACAACCCCAGAGUCGGCCACGACUGGACCUAAUGGUCAGGGGUCCCUUUACCUUUACCUCUACCUGGCUGCAGGAGCUGCCGGAAAGAGGCGUACAAAGGCACCAUCCAACCGUUUUAGGGCCGCCACUCUGGAUUUUUGUAGUCUUUACUCCUUAGCCUUUUCUUCUCCUGAAGAUAUCUCACAAGGCAGCAGAGGUUUACGAUCAGAGUUGUCCUUCUCCUAGAUGGGCUACCUUCCCAGGUUGACGAGUCCCUCUACAGCAGGCAUGCCCAAAGUCCGGCCCAGGGGCCAAAUCUGGCCCGCUGGUCGAUUUAAUUCACCCCCCACAAGCAGUUCUGAGAAAUGAAUCUGUUGCGGCCCCUGAGCGCCUGCUGCUUGGCUUGCGCUGCCCAGGAGCCAAAGCUCUGCCAAAGCCAUUUCUCUUCACCAGGGAAAUGGUGUUGCGGGCUCAUCAUGGAGCUCUCCCCUGCGUCACUCCUUGGGUCGACCAAUCUGGUUGGUGGGGGGCGUGGCCUAACCUAAGGUAAAUGUAAGUUCAACCCAAUAAUUUUUAGGGGGGGAGCAAUCCUUUAAAAAGGUCAACAACUUUGGGGCAAAAUCCUAAAAAAGCUCAACAACUUUGACCGGCCCUCAUGCAUGUUCACUUCAUCAAAUCUGGCCCUCUUUGAAAAAAGUUUGGACAUCACUGCAGAACUGCACUUCAUCAUGUGCAAAACUGCCUAAAGCACUAUUUAUCAGAGCAGUUAAGAACUUAUACCAAGUCAGAUUGCUGGAACGUCUUAACUCAACAUUGUCUCUACCCAGAGAGCCAGUGUGGUGUAGUGGUUAAGUGUGGUAGUCUCGUAAUCUGGGGAACUGGGUUCACGUCUCCGCUCCUCCACAUGCAGCUGCUGGGUGACCUUGGGCUAGUCACACUUCUCUGAAGUCUCUCAGCCCCACUCACCUCACAGAGUGUUUGUUGUGGGGGAGGAAGGGAAAGGAGAAUGUUAGCCGCUUUGAGACUCCUUAGGGUAGUGACAAAGCAGGAUAUCAAAUCCAAACUCUUCUACCCUAACUUGGCAGUGGCUCCCCAAGGUUUCAGGCAGGUGAGGUUCUCAGCCCUACCUAGAGAUGCUGAACUUGAGUCAUUCUGCAUGCAGAAUGGAUUCUCUACUGCAGAGGUACUGCCCUUUCUCAAGUAGUCAUUCAGCCAUGAAGCUCACUGGGUGACCUGGGCAGUCACCAUCUCUCAACCUAGCACACCUCAAAGGAUCCCUUGGGUAAAAUGGGGUAGGGAGAGAACUAACCACACCACCUAGAGCAGCCUUUCUCAACCUGUGGGUCCCCAGAUGUUGUUGAACUACAACUCCCAUCACCCCUAGAUAGCUAGGCCAGAGCUCAGCGAUGAUGGGAGUUGUAGUCCACAGGUUGAGAACCGCUGACCUAGAGCAGGGGUAGGCAAACUAAGGUCCGGGGACUGGAUCUGGCCUAAUCACCUUCUAAAUCUGGCCCGGCGACAGUCCGGGAAUCAGCGUGUUUUUACAUGAGUAGAAUGUGACCUUUUAUUUAAAAUGUAUCUCUGGGUUACAGUGGUGCCCCGCAAGACGAAUGCCUCGCAAGACGGAAAAACCGCUAGACGAAAGGGUUUUCCGUUUUGAAGUUGCUUCGCAGGACGAAUUCCCCUAUGGGCUUGCUUCGCAAGACGAAAAUAUCUUGCGAGUCUAGAGCUUUUUUUCCGCUUUCCCCUUUAUCUAAUCUGCUAAGCCUUUAAUAGCCUUUAAUAGCCUUUUAGCAGCUAAUCCCUAAGCCUUUAAGCCUUUAAUAGCCGCUAAACCGCUAAUAGCGCUAAUAGCGCUAAUCCGUCAAUGGGCUUGCUUCGCAAGACGAAAAAACCGCUAGACGAAGACUCUCGCGGAACGGAUUAAUUUCGUCUUGCGAGGCACCACUGUAUUUGUAGGGCAUAGGAAUUCGUUCAUAUAUUUUUUUCCAAAUAUAGUCCCCCCCCCCAAAGGUCUGAGGGACAGUGGACCGGCCCCCUGCUGAAAAGGUUUGCUGAUCUUGAGCUUGACCUUGAGCUCCAUAGAGAAAUGAUGAGGUGUAUUAAAUACCGUAUUUUUUGCUCUAUAAGACUCACUUUUUCCCUCCUAAAAAGUAAGGGGAAAUGUGUGUGCGUCUUAUGGAGCAAAUGCAGGCUGCGCAGCUAUCUCAGAAGCCAGAACAGCAAGAGGGAUCGCUGCUUUCGCUGCGCAGCGAUCCCUCUUGCUGUUCUGGCUUCUGGGAUUCAGAAUUUUUUUUUUUCUUGUUUUCCUCCUCCAAAAACUAUGUGCAUCUUAUGGUCUGGUGCAUCUUAUAGAGCGAAAAAUACAGUAAAUGAAAACCUAAUGACACAGUGGAUGGCCCCAACUCAGAAUCACAACUUGCUGCAUUCGUCCAUAGUUGCUCACUCUUGAAAGUAGAAAAGGAACAUUUGUAAUCCAGUCCUCCACAGCUCCCCCAAAAGCACACAUUGGGUUGCGUCAAGGCGCUACUCCUCUUGCAGAAACCAAAUGCACAUUUUGCAAUUGCAAACCAAAAUACUUUAUGUGCCUUGCCUCGUAAAGGAUUUGUUUUUCUGCAUAAAGCACAGGCAUAAGCUGAACUUAAAAGGUCUCGCACAGCAAUUCAAUGUAACCAUUUUCUGUAUUUCAGUUGACAUCUGGUCAGUGGGUUGCAUCAUGGCUGAGAUGAUCACGGGAAGGCCGCUCUUCAAAGGCAACGAUCGUAUCCUUUCACGGCGAACACUUGGCAUCUUGGAGGUCCCAGGCCACAGAGAAGUUAGGCUGGACUCAACCAGAGCCAGGGCUUUUUCGGCUGUGGCUCCGAUCUGGUGGAACGCUCUGUCACAAGAGAUUAGGGCCCUGCAGGACUUGACAUCUUUCCGCAGGGCCUGCAAGACAGAGCUGUUCUGCCAAGCCUUUGGCCAGGGCACAGCCUGACUCCCUCCUUUGGCAAUCUUCACAGAACUCUAGCCCAAUGGUUGCCAUGAAUUUGAUUUGAAGUAAUUUUUUAAUGAAAUGAUUUUAGAAUGUUGUAUUAUUUUAUUGUUGUUAGCCGCCCUGAGCCCGGCCUUGGCUGGGGAGGGCGGGAUAUAAAUAAAAAAUUAUUAUUAUUAUUAUUAUUAAUAAUAAUAAUAAUAAUAAGAUGUAGAAGUAUGUAAGAAUCUGGGUGUCAAAAGAGUGCGAGUUCAGAAACACUUUAAACAAAUAAUUAUCCCUUGAGCUUCUUGCUUCCAAAUGUCUGGGGUUUUUUUUAAAGUUUGUGUUUCGGCCAAAAUUUGCAAAGAGGGAAACUUAAUAGUACAUCACGGCUGCUUUGCAUUACUAAUUGCAAGUAGAAAUUCACAUUUGUAAGACUCCCUGGCACACAGGGCUGGUUUUUUAGUUAAUCAUAUAUACUUGGUUGCCAGCUAUGCUUUACAACUUCGUAUCUGUCCCUUCCUUCCCUACUGUGGGACUACAUAGAAGCUCAGCAAGUAUUACUGAAAGUCAGGGACAGCUAAAGCUAAGGAAGGCUGCCCUCAAAAGCUUGCAGAAAGUCCUUAUAACUAGUUUUGAAAGAGAAGUAUAAAACUAUCUGAGCUCUAAUGUGGCUUAUAAAAGCUUGUGGAAACAUGAAUGAAUGAAUGAAUGAAUGAAUGAAUGAAUGAAUCUUUAUUUGUGUCAGCCAUUGGCCAUAGCAAUAAAACACCAAUACGAUAUACAAAGAAUAGAAAUAAAAAGUCAAUUCUAUAAAAUACAUUUUAGGGUUUUGAAUCAAUAGUCAAAUAGUGGAGCUUGCAACCUUUGCUGUUACCUGCUCAUCUUGAUCUGCCAAGAGAAAGGACCCUGUGUCAGUGGUUGGACGACCCAGAAUGGACAAUAAAAGAGGGGUGAUAAUCUCAUUCAAGUCUUUGUGCAAACAUAUUUUUUCUGUCAGGUCCAAAGCUGAGCUAUGAAGUGUCCUCCCCAUUGCUAUCUCUGAAUGGUAUUCAGAGGUCAUCCUUAGCCAGCUGUGGUUUUGGGAAGGUAUAAGAGACAAGUAGACUUUAGCAUGUAGAAGCCAAGACCGUCUAAAACACCUCUCCUUUUUACACGCGUUGUAUUUUCCAGUAUUAAUAGCAAGAAAAACCAGUUCUGUUACAACAUGCUUUUUUAUUUUGACAUACAUACUGAAGAUUUGACUCCUGACUUUGGCAUUCAGACCUGGACCAGCUCACAGAAAUAAUGAAAGUAACAGGCACACCAACUCAAGAUUUUGUUCAGAAACUGCAAAGUCAAGAUGUAAGUAGCUCUUGCUUUCUCUGAUUUCUUAAGGACAUAGUGCAGAUUCAGAAAUGUCAUGUGGAUUGCAUCAGUUCAGGUGGGAGACGGCAUAUAUGCUUUUUCAUAGUAAUUUUCAUUGUACCUUUGUUUUGGAAGAUCGUUUUUAUUAUUAUGUAGUAGUCUGAGACACAACUGAAUUUGAACUCCAUGGAUAGCACUGAGAAUAAACCCGAUGGGGCAGACUAAAUUUGAUGCCAUUUCUUUAUUGUAAAUGUUAACAUCCUGUUUUGGCUUCUUUCAAGGCAAAGAACUAUAUCAAAAGCCUUCCAAAAGUGCAGAAAAAAGACUUUGCUGCUAUCUUGAAGUAUGCAAAUCCUUUAGGUAAGUAAAUAUAGAUGGACGUCACGAAUAAUAAAGCUGUGUGGUAUAGCAUGGCAGUGAACAAUUAAGUUUAAUUGAAGUUGGACAGAUACUUUCUGUCCUUUUCUAACAAGCUUUUCCAAUAAUUUUGCUGCUAUCUGAAAAUUCCUCUGUACAAGAUAUUUAUCCCCACCUGAAUUAAUCCAUCUCCCAUUAGGACGGCCAACUUUGAAGCAAGGUGUGGUAUAAGAGAAUGUUACUGUUUCAUUAAAAGUUAAAGGACCCCUGACAGUUAAGUAAAGUUGCGAACGACUCUGGGGUUGCGGUGCUCAUCUCGCUUUACUGGCCAAGGGAGCUGACAUUUGUCCUCAGACAGUUUUUCCGGGUCAUGUGGCCAGCAUGACUAAGCCGCUUCUGGCAAAACCAGAGCAGCGCACGGAAAUGCCGUUUACCUUCCCACCAGAGCGGUACCUAUUUAUCUACUUGCACUUUGAUGUGCUUUUGAACUGCUAGGUUGGCAGGAGCAGGGACCGAGCAAUGGGAGCUCACCCCGUCACAGGGAUUCAAACCGCCGACCUUCCGAUCGGCAAGUCAGUGGUUUAGACCACAGCGCCACCCGCGUCCCUGUUUCAUUAGUAAGGCAGAAAUAAAUAUUUUCAAAAGCUGUGUGACAGUUUCCAUACUUCAUCUUUUUGGUUUUAUUGUAAUAUUGCACCAGUAGCUACUCAGAGAAAUAAUGUGAAGCCAACUUUAUAUCAUAUACUUUUUAUUAUAAGGCUAUCUCGAGUAUUCCAGAAAGUCAAUAAAGCUGCAAAAUCUCUCUUGUUGUUUCAGCAAUCCCUUCCCCUUCCUAUCCUAAUGGCCUCAUGCUGUCCCUACUUUCGUGAUUUGUAAGGAUACGCUCUUCCUUCUAGGCGUACCUAAUAAUAAUAAUAAUAAUAUUAAUAAUAAUUUUAUUUAUACUCCGCCCUCCCCGGCCAAGACUGGGCUCAGGGUGACUAACACCAAAUACAUAAUACAUUAAAAACACAAAAUCAAACAAUUGAUUAAAAUACAGUUCAAAAUCACAUUUAAAAUCAAAUCAGGUGGGAACCCAUGAAUCACAACCGUAGGGGUAAGGAAUAUUAAAUGUUCACCAGGCCUGGCCACCCGUGCUGGUCCCAUGUGGGCCAAUAGGAGGAGCCAAGAGGCCACUUACAUACAGAGUCCCAUAGAAAGAGGGAAGAAGGAAGGGGGUCAGACUGGGUCUGGACCAAAGGCCUGGUGCAACAGCUCCAUCUUGCAGGCCCUGCGGAAAGAUGUCAGAUCCCACAGGGCCCUGGUCUCUUGCGACAGAGCAUUCCACCAGGCUGGGGCCGCAGCAGAAAAGGCUCUGGCCCUGGUCGAGGCCAGUCUAAGCUCCCUGAGGCCCAGGACCUCCAAAGUAUGAUUGUGGACCGUAAGGUCCUCCGUAGGGCGAACCAGGAGAGGCGGUCCUGUAAGUAUGAGGGUCCUAGGCCAUAUAGGGCUUUAAAGGUUAAAACCAGCACCUUAAACCUGACCCUGUACUCCACCAGGAACCAGUGCAGCUGGAUGAAUUUGCUUCAAUCCCAAGGAACUGAGUGGCCUCUGAAACUGCAAAAGCCACUCCUGAUCUAUAUGAUCGUCCAUUAGCAUAGUUAAGCUCGGCAUUAUUUUCUUAAACCUGACCUGCUGCUGGAAAAUUAAAAUCAUUACGUUUCGUGCUGGGUCUUAGUGCUUUCCCUCUCCUUUGUUGAUCCAGCUGUGAACCUUUUGGAGAAGAUGCUGGUGUUAGACGCAGAGAAGAGAGUGACGGCUGCAGAAGCUUUAGCGCACCCUUACUUUGAAGCCAUUCAUGAUCCUGAAGAGGAAACCGAAGCAGAGAAAUACGACGACACUUUUGACAACAUGGAUCUGCCCCUGGAUGAGUGGAAAUGUACGUUUGGUACAUUUUGGCAAUCUUCAGGCUAGGACAGAAAACAUCUAUGGGCUCUUGUGCAAAUAGGCUUAUAAUUAAAAUAUACUUCAGGUGAAUUUAGAAAUCCGAUGCAGUGAAUUUCUAUAUGUGUCCUCCUCCCUCCAGCCCUCAUUGGUUCUGUAUAGUUUUCCUUUCCAUUCUACUCCCGUUCCCCCAUGUUUAUCACCUAUUUAUCAACAUUUGUAUUGUGCAACAAAUCAGACUGCUAAUCCACAUAUUGCCUACUUCACUGUUUCCCAAACUUGGGGCUCCAGCCGUUUUUUUGGACUACAACUCCCAUCAUCCCUAGCUAUCAGGACCAGUGGUCAGGGAUUAUGGGAACUGUAGUCCAAAAACAGCUGGAGUCCCAUGUUUGGGAAACAGGUCUUAGGCCAGGGAUGGGGAAUCUAUGGACAUCAGGUGCAAUUGGACUCUGACCCCCCCAUCAGCCCUAGCCAGCAUGACCAAUAGUUAGGAUGAUGGCAGCUAUAUCCAGUAACAUCUGGAGAGGCACAGGUUCUCCAUCGCUGGCCUAAGAAUGGCAGACGUAAUGUAGAAAGCCAUUGUAGACAGUUUCCAUUAGGACAGCUUCCUGUCUUAAGCAGAGGACAUUCUGAGCCCUAAUUCCUGCAAUUUUAAGAGGAUAUGCCUGAAAUAGGAUCUGGCAUCUUCUAUUUGCAAAGUGUGUGUUUGACAACAUGAGUUAUGGCUCUCCACUCAAUUGUCAUGUCAUCUACCUUCUCCUCUUGCAUAGUUUUGGUUUCACUGCUGUUGAUUCAUCAAGCCAGUCUGACCUGUUGUAAUACCUAUAAUAGGGAUUAUAUACCGUAUUUCUCGCUCUAUAACACUCACCCAACCAUAACACACACGUAGAGGAGGAAAAUCCGUAGGCAUGCCACCCGUAGGCAUUCCCUCCAUAACACGCACAGACAUUUUCCCUUACUUUCUAGGAGGAAAAAAGUGAGUGUUAUGGUGCAAAAAAUACGGUAUAUAUAUAUAUACCGUAUAAAAUAUUAUAGUUAAUAAUGAAGAUAUAGAUCAGGCAUAGGCAAACUCAGCCCUCCAGAUGUUUUGGGACUACAACUCCCUAGCUAACAGGCCCAGUGGUCAGGGAUGAUGGGAAUUGUAGUCUCAAAACAUCUGGAGGACAGAGUUUGCCUAUGCCUGAUAUAGAUGUUAUUAACAUAUAAUUAAUUAUAGCUAAAUCAGAGGCCCUCACACUCUCAAUGAUGGGGGUGGGAUAUUUUCCCUGUCUGGUGGUACUUCACAAUAAGAAAUAGGGAUGUGAGUCAUUAUUUCCCUGAAUGCGAAAGCAAUUCUUUUUCUUUCUUGUUUCCCCAGGCAUCACAUUCAAAGAAGUGACGAACUUUAAGCCUCCACAGUUGCCCGAGUCGAAAGAGACAGCAGUGUAAAACCACUGGGACCAAUUUCCUUAGAAAUCAAAUGAAGGAAGGAGGGUGUAAAAUUUUAAAUAUAUAUAUAAUUUAAUUGUACAAACCUUUUUAUAAAUAAACUGGAUGUAAUCUGUCUAA
Molecule: messenger RNA, 47371 nt
Organism: Podarcis lilfordi (Lilford's wall lizard)
Lineage: Eukaryota; Metazoa; Chordata; Lepidosauria; Squamata; Lacertidae
Source: the annotation of a GenBank genome assembly